Pelobates cultripes (western spadefoot toad) is the source of this 60517-nucleotide messenger RNA. Lineage: Eukaryota; Metazoa; Chordata; Amphibia; Anura; Pelobatidae. The record is from the annotation of a GenBank genome assembly.
GGGGAAGGAGCCAGCAGUAAUGAGCUAACAGUAAGGUAAAGGAGCCAACAGUAAGGGGGAGGAGCCAGCAGUAAGGGGAAAGAGCCAGCAGUAAGGGGAAAGAGCCAGCAGUAAGGGGGAGGAGCCAGCAGUAAGGGGGAGGAGCCAGCAGUAAGGGGAAAGAGCCAGAGACUUUGUAUCAAAUUCUGAAAGUUACUGGAAAUGGCAGCAAAAUGUCCUGAAACUGACCAGAAUCAGCUGCAAUUGGCUGUCAGGGUGUGUGUCAUUGUGUUUACACUGUCUCUCUACGCUGUGCUUGUGUAAUUGUCUCUGCGAAGCUGGACUUUGAUUUAUUUGAAUACUGUUCCAGCUAUUUUCAGUAUUGUAUUUUCCAUUUGAAGGCUAGUGCGCAGCAAGGUGAGUGUCUGUGUGUUUACGUGUGUGACCUGAUGUAUAUUUGCAAGCAUUCUUUUACCAGAGAUUGUGAAUCUGGGGAGCGGCACAGCUUCUAUAAACCUCACAUUACAGGCAUGUUAGUUACCGCUGGAUGUCCCAGUUUUACUGCCCACUCUACAUGCAAACAGACAGAGACAUUAUAUGGACACAACCUAAUCGUCACCCGUAUCUAGGAUCGUUGGACUUCCCAUUUGAGAACUGUGGGCAUUAAUGUGGAGUUACUCCCAUGCCAGCCCUGUGAAAUCUCCACACUCCUCUGGGAAGAAGUUUCACAACAUUUCGGAUUGAAUCUGUGAAACUUUGUGGUCAUUCAGCCUAAAGAGCAUUUGUGAGGUCAGGCCCUUAAGAAAGGUCUGACGUUCCGAUUCAUCUGCAUUCCGAUUCAUCCCAAAGGUGUUCGAUGGGGUUGAGGUCAGAGCUCUGUUCCCCAAACUUGACACAAAGUUGAAAGCACCAAGUGUCUAAAAUGUGUUUGUAUCCUGUAACAUUAAGAUAACCCUUCACUGAAACCAAGAGGCCCAGCAAAACCCUAAAAAAACAGACUAUUAUCCCUCCUACACCCUACGUUACACUAGUUACAUUUCAUUAGGUAGCAUUCUUCCAUCAGACUGCCAGGGAGUGAAGCAUGAUUUAUCAUUGUAGAUAACACAGUGGCAGUACGUUUUACAUCACUCCAGCCUAAGCUUGACAUUGCACAUGUUGAUAUGCGGUUUGUGCACGACUGCUUGGCCAUGGAAGCCCACCUCAUGAAGUUCCCGCCACACAGUUCUAAUCCAGAUGUUGCUUCCAGCGCAGAGUAAAAAAAAGGGAAUUGGGGGCACAUCCGGAACAUACACUUUGCAGGAAUGGUGUUGGCGUAGACUACAAUUCAUACAUCGAGGGAACAGCACACAUAAAAAUACAGUUUCAGAUUUUACAAGGCUACUUAUAAUCACCUAUCUCAGCAAACAAAUAUGGUAGUUCAGUUCCACCAUAUGGCCAUAUUGUGUUAAGCCCACCACUAUUGGCCCCAUAUACUACCUCUUGUGCCAGGGGUUAGUUACACACAUGGCACAUGUGACUUUGACAGCCCAGAACAGUUCCAAAACUGCCUCCCCACUCCCUCCUUCCACUCAUGUGCUGUGAGAUAGCAAAAUGGUCCAAUCACAGGCUUCUCCAUGCGCAGUAAGUGAUUGGACCAUGCCAGGGCUGCUGUGAUGUCAGAUGGAGGAGGGAGAUCAGCGCCAGGUGCUUCAACCGGCACUCGCUUUCAGGUCAAUUAUAAAAACCUUUUUUCACUGUUUAAGGCUUAUCAUGGCUAAUGGAAAAUAAUGGAUUUCUAGGACAGCUAGUCUGUCUGAUUAUUGUUUGGGGUUUUAAGGUUUGUGUUCUCCGUAGUAUCACUUGAUCAAGGGGGGUAUUUAUUCCACCAGAUUUCGUUUGCCAGAGAUAACUUAAGAAGAGAAAUGAGUUGGGUGAUUUUUCUAAAUCUAUUUCGUCCAGAAUUCUGAAAAUGCCGUUUUCAUAUUAGCACAAUUCUCUGAUCAGUUGUCCAAACUUUGAAGUAUUGACGUGUAUCCUGCCGUGACACACACUCAUAUCUCCUUAUAUUCCUCAUUAUGAAAGAUAAAACCUGUGUAUAAUAUUUAUGGCUAUCUGUAUAUGUGCCCAUGUUAUUAGUAUGGCCAUCUCCACAGCCACCCAUUGAUGCAAUAAUGUAGUCACCGUACACUGCGUGUUGGGAGGAGAUAAGAGAACGGAUAUAUUCCAGGAAUCGGCAGCGUAUCACUGUCUGUGUGUAGCCUCUCCCAUCCAGUCUGUCAGUCACACCGUUAUCUACCAACAUACGGUGCCACAUGUGUACUCACUAUCACUAUACAGUGUGGCAAACACGGCCUCUGUCGUGAAGGGAGCACUUCUCAAUGUGUAUUUUAAGGAUUUCUUUGACGACGUGUGAAAUGGCAGAUUGCAGAUUAUGAGUCUCUGGUAUAAAAUUGACAUUAUCUCUCUCCUUGGAAGGUUUUCAGUCUCCCAGGCGGCUAAGGGUUUUAUGUACAAAUUGCAAAUUAUGGAGCAAAUUAUGUGAGCUGGUAAAACUACUGGUUUGGAGGCAAUGACGUGGCCUAAAAUCGUCAGCUCUCGUACGGUUUACAUUGCGCAGUUUAGAGAACAAACCCUUGGCCUGCAGCCAACACUUUAUCAAUAUCUACUUGACCUACUGUCAGGAGCGUUUUUGAUCUUGAAUUAAUAUAUCAGUGUUAAAAUCCAAAAUACGCUUUUGCGCAUGGUUAAGCAUGCAAUAAAUUAAUCCACAGAUUAAACACAGGGCAAGUGGUACCACAGAUUAAAUAUAUCUCAAAUGAGAGCACGGAUUAAAUAUACAUUGAGUGACACCACAAAUUAAACACACUUUAAAUUAUACCACAGAUUAAUUACGUUAGGCUAUACCCAGCGCCGGACUGGCCCACUGGGAUACUGCAAAAUUUCCUGGUUGACCUAGCACACUAUCGUUCAUGUGCACAGCCACCUAGUGCGCAUCGGCCCGCACGGUACAAUUACAGAGUAAUCACAGAAUGUAGCGUGGCCGAGCAGGCAGACUGCGGGUAGAGGAGCUUCUAUUCCCCUACCCGGUCUGACAGGAAGCGCUCACAGAGAGCACAGAACUGCUUCAUGUCAGACCAGGCACAGCAAGCAGUAGGUCCUCCAUACGGUCUGCCUGCUCGGCCACGCUACAGCAAGGUACAGGAAGAGCUGGGGGGGUCGGAAACUAAUGUUACACAUGGGGCAGGGGGGAACCUAAUGUGACACAUGAGGGCUGGGGGGGUAUAGGGACCUAUAGAGGGACUGAGGGAAAUAAUAAGGCACAUGGAGGUCUGGAGGUGAAAUGAUACACAUGGUGGGCUGGGAGAGGGGCUAUAGGGACACAUGGGGGCUAAUGGAAUACAUGGAGGGCUGGGGGAGCUAAUGAGACACAUUGAGGUCUGGAGGGAUGGAUUGAGACACAUGGAUGUCUGGGGGGAUGGAUUUAGAAGCAUGGAGUAAUGGUACACAUGUAGAGCAGGAGGGGGUGGAAUGAGACACAUGGAGGGACAGGGGAGAAAAAAAAAAGACACGGAGGGGUCUGGGGAGAAAGACAGAAAGGGGAACAGGAGACACAAAGAGGGGCUGGGGAAGGGGAGAAUGAGACACACAGAAGUGCUGCAGCCUGGGAAAGAGACUAACAGAAGGGUUGGGGAAGGGGCGAAAGAGACAAAGGGACUGGGGCUAAGAGACACAUGAAAGGGGCUUGCAGGAGAAAGACACAAACAAAAUGCAUCUUCACUUGUGUCUCCUGCUCUUCCUGUAAUUUAGAGUCGACCGGUGAGAGAGACUUUGUAUUAAAGGGACACUAUAGUCACCAGAACUUCUACAGUUUAAAGUAGUUGUCCUGGUGUCUAUAGCCUGUCCCUGUAUGCUGAGCACUGUAAAUGCUACCUUUUCAGAGAAAAUGCAGUGUUGGUUAAUUAGCUAUUGUUUCAAAUAAGCAUAAGCCUACCCAGGUGUUAAAAAAUGCUAGUGGGUUGUGCUUUUAUGAGUUAUGUAAGGGUUGUUGUCAUUAGCUUGGCUAAUAUAGCUUGGUUGCUACAUCUAAGUGCUGCUUCAAAGUGUGUUGUGACGGACAGCCUGGCACCCUGACCGGGUGCCUCCGCCAAUCGAUGCUCCUAGUGCUCACCGAGGACUCCAAGCACUCCACUAGACACCAUCUGCACCGUAGACCCCAGAAACCACUGCAACUAGGUAGGGUUCUCGCCGUCCUCCACCCACCCUGGACCGAAGACCAGGAUCCAGCUUCCAGUGGGUGAACCUCUCCUUCUCCAGAGAGUAUAGCAGAAACAGCUCUUAUAAGAGCUAGUGAUUAUAAUCCAAGGGAGUAUGAGUAUAGCAAUCCCCAGAGUGAAUAUAGUUGUCCCCUCCACACAUGAGAUGAGGCUCUAUGUUGAGGGUGAAGAGGAACUGAUUUUAUUGGUGCCACACUUGGCCUUUUAUGACAAUCCCCAUGCAAGCGGUACUCCCAACUGGACCUGAUGGAAGACUGAAUUACAAAGUCACAGGCCAAUGACAACAGUGUUAAAAUACAUGACACUCCCAUACAUAAAAAGCUAAUCCCUCCUCUGGGCCUGCAAAAUAAUUGGAUCAGGAACUGUACUAAUCUAAUCCAAUUAUCUCCAAGUACAGAAAAACACACUUUUCCCCAAACAUUCCCAAAGUACCCCAAAAACACAUAAAACCCCACAGGGGUUCAGGAAUUUCCUAGAAGUCAUUUAUUUGACCGACCCCAGGCAUGGUCCCAUGCCCAAAACAGUUCCAGAGAAUCAGGGCUUGCGGUUGGUCUAGUUCGGUAGUUUGAAUACGAACAAACUACCUAACAGAGUCAAUAGUCUUACCCUGGAGCUUGUUCCCCUUAUCCAGACAAAUGAUUUCACCGAACAGUGUCCUUCUGAGCUGUAUAGAAAUGAACGCAGGUGAUGAUGGAAGUCCAGCAGUGUUCGGGAGUUUGUGUCCGAUUUUAGUUCCAUGAGAUUUAUGCCCAAACACCGCUGCCUGCGUUCAUGCGAACAAGAUGGCCGCCACCUCCUGGUUGUCCAUAGGAAUUCUGGCCACCCAGACGAACAAUUAGAACACUGCGGUGAGAACCUUCCAAGUUGUUAAUAGGUGUUAACAAGCUCCAGGGUGGUCUACUUUUUAAAGUAUUUUAGCCAGGACUAUUGCAGGGGCCAUAGUCCUGGGGAAAGAGGCUGGCGAGCAGGCCGAGGUUAUGUUUGCCACAUGUGUGAUUGGAGAUAUUCUGGAGGUAAUCUGAGGUAUAUAGGAGGACAAAAAAAAGUUAAGAUUUGUUUGUAUUUCAAUUAUUUACCUCGUUAAAAUGGCAGACUUAGUUCAGUGUAAUAGUUGUUAUGCAUUUGUUUCACAUUCCACUUUUUGGAGAUUUUGAUGCUGUCUAAUCUGUACACAGUUCUCUAUCUUGCGGCAGGAGAUUGUAUUUUUGAAGUCUGAGAUUUUUAAAUUAUCUGGUGAACAAACUCAGGCUGGAACUGCAGCAUAGCCACUGCCACAGAGACAUACUAGGAAUGGCAGAUGGAUUACUGUAGGAUCUGGUAGACUUAGAGUUGUGGAUAAAAGGCAUAUUGCACAGUCUGUUGCUCUACAUAAUUCAUUUUCAGCACUUUCAGAGUGUAAUGGUGUUAUGAGACAGGCUCAGGCACCAAGUGUAGUGGUGUUGUGGAGACAGGCUUGGAGACUAUGGUGAGGCCUAAUAGAAAGCAGUUGUUGUUGGGGGAUUCCAUUAUAAGAGGUGUGGAGAUGGACAAUGGUGGUCUUGUGAGAUGUCUUCCCGGAGCUACUGCUCACAGAGACAGGAGACGUAUUUGUAAUAUUGUUAAGCAAGCAAAGCAGGAAGGGGAAUUUGAUGUACUUGCCCAUCUAGGGACAAAUGACUUGGCUUGCAAUGAGGUUUCAGAGGUUAAGGAAGUUUUUAGUGUUUUUGCCAAUGAUAUACGGCAGGUUGCUUCCACACUGUCAUUCUCUGAAGUUCUGCCUGUGCAUAACACUCAGAGCGACAGGCGGAUGCGUAUUAGGGACUUUAAUUUGUGGCUUGGUGAAUGGUGUCGGGAGCAAGGAUUUGGCUUUAUUUCUCAUGGUAGCUCUGUUUGGAAUGGAGAUAAGCUGUACAAAAAAGAUGGUUUGCAUCUUUCUCAAAAGGGAACAAAUGUUCUCAGUGAGCAGUUCAGAGGUUUUGCUAGGAUGUAUUUAAACUAGGAGGGGGGGGCAAAAGGGUGAUAAAACAUCAAUCCAAUUGUCCCCCAAAACAAGGACAGAAGGUGCCUGUAGCAAGUGUGUUAAAAAAAUGAUAAGCUUAGAGUCAUGUCUACAAAUGCUCGCAGUUUAGGGAAUAAGAUCCAUGAACUUGUGACAAUAAUGGCAACUGAUAGUGUAGAUUUAGUCGCUGUUACUGAGACAUGGUACAAUGAGAAAAAUGACUGGGACAUAGCAAUACCAGGGUACUCUUUAUAUAGGAAAGAUAGGGAAGGCAAGAAAGGGGGAGGGUGGCCUUGUAUGUGAAGGAUAGCAUAAAAUCUAGCCUAAUAAAAGUUAGUGAGGCAAACAUAGAGUCCGUUUGGGCUACGUUAGAAUUUGGUAAUCGCACAGUAACUCGUGUAGGUGUGAUUUAUAGGCCCCCAGGACAAAUUGAAGAGUUAGAUAAUCUACUAGUUGAGGAAAUAGCUAAAAUGACAAGGAAGGGGGAAGUUAUUGUGGCGGUCUGUCAAGGUAUCACUGCCAUGGAAACCUUUUUUCCCAUAAUAAUAAUACGCCAAUAAUCCACAGGUUAAAAUAUCGCCGGUAUCGCAUAACCCCCCACACAUGAGCAAAGGCUUAAUGCAGGGUAAGACUGAUUUUAAUGGAGAACAGGCAUCAAAUUUAUACAGUCAGUAAACUCCUCCUCUGAACCUGGGAGAUAAUGGAGUCAGAGACUGCACUAAACUCAAUUAGCUCCAGUCACAAAAAAAGGUACAAUAUUACAACACCCCAAAAGUACCCCCAAAAUACAUGGGAUCACCACAAAAGUUACAUUCCUGGGUAGCCUGGAUCUGGGUGAACACCAUAUCCGAAAAUCACCCAGAUCCGUUCAGUAGUUUGCGAUCGGCACCGCAGGGAAGAUUUGACCGGUCUGCCACGAGGUCGAAGCCCAGAAAUAGUUCCAUGGAAAUUGUGGCAAGAGCCGGUCUCAGUUCGUGAGGUUUUGCACGAAAACCACAUAAGAUAUAGUCAAGCUGGUUCAUGGAGAAUGCUCCGUGUUCGGUAUUCGGAAUGCCGUUCGUCUAGGUGAAUGAGAACGAGAACGGGGAGUAGAUCCAUAGAGAACUCUGAUACAUGAAAUGGUGGCCACCCAGUAACUCCACAGUAUGUCCCCAGAUGGUUCUUAAAGGGCCAGCAGCAGCAUAAUAAAAUACAAUAAAAUACAAUAUGCCCAAAUACUGUACUUAAAGGGCCAAAUCUCCCAGGGCCAUAGUCAGUAGGCAGGAGGCGGGCAAGCAGGCUUCUCCAAUGCCCAGUGGCGAGGUUGGUUUCGCCACAGAAGGCUUACUGAUGGUAAGGCAUGUCUUUUUGUUGAUGAUACUAAGAUAUGUAACAGGGUUGAUGUUCCAGGAGGGAUAAGCCAAAUGGCAAAUGAUUUAGGUAAACUAGAAAAAUGGUCAGAGUUAAGGGAGCUGACAUUUAAUGUGGAUCAGUGCAAGAUAAUGCAUCUUGGACGUAAAAACCCAAGCAGGGCCGGACUGGGGAUACAAAGCAGCCCUGGAAAAAAAAUAAAUCUAUGCCAACCCCAAAAGUCAUUGCGCCAUAUAUUGUCGCAUGUAAUAUGUAAGGCUAUGUCUUGCCACCCCAGAUGAUUGAGUAAUAUAUAUAUUGCUUUUUCUAAUAUAAAAUAUUGGUCCUUUCAGAGUAAAACGUUUAAUUAUACAGUAAGCAUACUCACAUGCAGACACAGACAAUCUCACUGACACACAGCCUCAUAGACAAACAAUCUCACGGAUAUACAUCAGCUCAUUGACAUAAAAACACAAGAUCACUCACUAGCAGGCACACACACACACACAGCUUAAUGUAGUGGUUCUGGAGUCUAUAGCCUGUCUCUGCAGGCUUUUCAAUGUAAACAUGGACUUUUCAGAGAAAAUGCAGUGUUUACAUUGCUUCCUAGUGACAGACACUGAGACGGUCACUAGAGGUGCUUCCUGUGUCAGUGCAGGUUGGCUGGAUCAUCAAGCUUGAUGAUCUCAACCAUAGAGGCAAGACCAGUCGAGGGGAGACCAGCACGACGUUUGGAAAAAAAAAGGUGAGUAAAAACACUAUUUUUAAAUACACACACACACACACACACCUUGACACAGACAGAAACACACACACACACACACACACACACACACACACACCAUGACACAGUCACACACCUUGACACAGACAGACAUAUACCAUGACAGACACACACACAAACCAUGACACAAACAGACCGUGACACAGACAGAAACACACACACACACACACACCAUGACACAGACACAUACCAUGACAGACACACACACACACACACACACCAUGACACAGUCAGACCGUGACACAGACAGAAACACACACCAUGAUACAGACAGACACACACACACACCAUGACACAGUCAGACCGUGACACAGACAGAAACACACACACACACAUAGACAGACACACACACACACUCACACUGAGACACAUAAUUGCUACCUGGCGUGCUGGCGGCCGCUGGGGGAGCUUGCUGUGCUGUCUCUGCUCCCGCAGCUUAAGGAGACCAGGGCCGGAAAAUGAUGUCAUCUUCCGGCCCCGGACUUAAGUAGCGCACAAGGGCGGGGAGCAGAGCCAGAAGAGCCAGCUCCCACUGCAGCCGCAGGUCAGCCAGCUGUCUCCCUGGCCCUAGGUGCCGACGGCCCACCGGGAAAUUUCUUAUCUGCCGUCACAUUCUGUUUCUAUGUUACAUUGCUGCUUCGGAACAGCUCUAGUGACAGUCACUCAGACGGCCACUAGAGCUGCUUCCUAGUCCAGUGCUGCACAGUGUAUUGGGCAUCUCCACUCUCUGCAUGGAGGCCCUGAACACUCCCGUAGAGAUGCAUUGAUGCAAUUUAUCUCUAUGGGGAGAUGCUGAUUGGUGCGGUGAAGUACAUAGUUUUGUCACAUGUGCAAUAGCCUUCCAAUGCUUUCCUAUGGGAAUUGAAUUGGCGCUGACUAAGAUUAUCCAGUUGUCAGCCAAAGUGAGGGAGCACACUCUCGUUACUUCAAAAUGAGCAACAUAACGUCAUUUUAUACUUCUGUGCAAUAGCAUACAUUCACAAUUUCAGUCCAAUUAUGAAACGUUCCUUAAUAUGUCGAGGUAGUUGGACUGAAACAUUGAAUAUAUGUAAAUGCAUGUCUGCUUACAACAAAUCCUCUGUUUUGUUUAUUUUGAAGCCCUAUGAGUGCUUUCUUCCACGUUUGAGCGAUAGUUUUCAAUUCUCAGGUUUUUACCCGCUUUCAUAUCUGCGCACUAUGCUGGCGCGACGCAUUAUGGGGCUGGUAUAGAAUUUUUUUCCAGGGCUGCUUUUCAUUCCCAGUCCGGCCCUGGCUAUACCACAGAUGGAACACACAUUUAGCUAUACCACAGAUAAGGUAAACCACAGCUUGAACACACGUUAAGUCAUACCACGGAUUAAUCACGUAUUAAACACACAUUCAGUUAUACCACGUAUUAAACAUGCAUUCAGUUAUACCACGUAUUAAACACACAGUCAGUUAUACCACGUAUUAAACACGCAUUCAGUUAUACCACGUAUUAAACAUGCAUUCAGUUAUACCACGUAUUAAACACACAUUCAGUUAUACCACGUAUUAAACACACAUUCAGUUAUACCACGUAUUAAACAUGCAUUCAGUUAUACCACGUAUUAAACACACAUUCAGUUAUACCACGUAUUAAACACACAUUCCGUUAUACCACGUAUUAAACACACAUUCAGUUAUACCACGUAUUAAACACACAUUCAGUUAUACCACGUUAUACCACGUAUUAAACACACAUUCAGUUAUACCACGCAUUAAACACACAUUCAGUUAUACCACGUAUUAAACACACAUUCAGUUAUACCACGCAUUAAACACACAUUCAGUUAUACCACGCAUUAAACACACAUUCAGUUAUACCACGCAUUAAACACACAUUCAGUUAUACCACGCAUUAAACACACAUUCCGUUAUACCACGUAUUAAACACAAACUAAACAAUACCAUAGAUUAAACAUGUGACAAAUAAAAAAAAAUGACAAAGAAAGAGCAACACGACAAAGUAGGCGACAAAACCCAAAUUAAACCACGUGAACUGAUUAAACCAUAUGGUAUGUUCAGUGAAGGGUGUCAGUGGGAGACUUUAGUGGUGGGUGUGGGUCAGUGAAGGGUGUCCGUGGUGGGGGUCAGUGAAGGGUUUCAGUGGAGGGUGUCCUUGGGUGAUUUUAGUGGUGGGGGUCAGUGAAGGGUUUCAGUGGAGGGUGUCUGUGAGGGAUUUCGGUGGUGGGGGUCAGUGAAGGGUUUCAUUGGAGGGUGUCUGUGGAGGAUUUCGGUGGUGGGGGUCAGGUGUCUGUGGAGGAUUUCGGUGGAGGGUGUCUGUGGAGGAUUUCGGUGGUGGGGGUCAGUGAAGGGUUUCAGUGGAGGGUGUCCGUGGGGGAUUUUGGUGGUGGGGGUCAGUGAAGGGUUUCAGUGGAGGGUGUCCGUGGGCAUUUUGGUGGUGGGGUCAGUGAAGGGUUUCAGUGGAGGGUGUCCUUGGGUGAUUUUGGUGGUGGGGUUCAGUGAAGGGUUUCAGUGGAGGGUGUCCGUGGGCAUUUUGGUGGUGGGGUCAGUGAAGGGUUUCAGUGGAGGGUGUCCGUGGGGGAUUUUGGUGGUGGGGGUCAGUGAAGGGUUUCAGUGGAGGGUGUCCGUGGGGGAUUAUGGUGGUGGGGGUCAGUGAAGGGUUUCAGUGGAGGGUGUCCGUGGGGGAUUAUGGUGGUGGGGGUCAGUGAAGGGUUUCAGUGGAGGAGGGUGUCGUGAGCAUUUUGGUGGGUAGGGUGAAACUGAAGGGACAGUGGAGGGUGUCCAUUGGGGAUUUUUGCGUUAAGUAAAUUGAAGGGUUUCAGUGGAGGGUGUGGGGAUUAGCAGGUGGGGGUCAGUGAAGGGUUUCAGUGGAGGGUGUCCGUGGGGGAUUAUGGUGGUGGGGGUCAGUGAAGGGUUUCAGUGGAGGGUGUCCGUGGGGGAUUAUGGUGGUGGGGGUCAGUGAAGGGUUUCAGUGGAGGGUGUCCGUGGGGGAUUAUGGUGGUGGGGGUCAGUGAAGGGUUUCAGUGGAGGGUGUCCGUGGGGGAUUUUAGUGGUGGGUGCCUGUGGAAGGUUUCAGUAGUAGGUGCAUACAUGUCUGCCUAACAAGUUGACCGUUUAACUACUGUAUAUUAAUCUGGGUUAUAACAUUUAAAACUGUGACCUUUUCAGUUAAAUAAUGACAUAACAUUCGUAUAUUAACACUAUAUUUCAUGGACAGUGACGUGUAUCUGUAUAGAUAGUACUCACAAUCACUAUAUAUUUCAGGGGAAUGUUAUUCAGUCAAUAUACACCGUUCCUGCUCCACUAGACCCCCCGCCCCAGUCUUCACACCUCAUCAUGAAGGCAAAUCAUUUAAACUAUGAGCUUCUUCCCGUCACUCUCCCUCCGCACAGCUUAUUAAAGGAACACAGACAUGUAUUCCUAACCCUAUAGUGUUAACACCAUCAUUUAGGUGGCUUGCCCCUGCCUUAAGUUAAUAAAACUCACAUUAUUUCCAGCGCUGCGUGGAUCCGCAGGUGCUGCCCCCCCCUCCCCCCCCCCCGGUGACAUCGUCAGAAUUGCCAAUAUUUAGCCAAUGAGAAAGCACUGGAUUGGCUAAAAUCGGCGAGGGGGCGGGGUCAAACACUGUUUUGGACCAAUCAGCACCUCCUCAUAGAGAUGCAUUUAAUUAAUGCAUCUCUGUGAGGAAAAUUCAGCAGGGCUGCUUACUGUGCAGCACUGAGCCAGGAAGCACCUCCAAUGGCCAUCUGAGGAGUGGCCAGUGAAGUGAUCACUAGGCUGUAAUGUAAACACUGCAUUUUCUCUGAAACAAGCAGUGUUUGCAUGAAAAUGACUGAAGGCAAUGAUUCUACUCACCAGAACAAAUACAUUGAGCUGUAGUUGUUCUGGUGAUUAGUGUCCCUUUAACCUUUUUUUACUUCCUCCUCCUGCCCAUCUAACAAUUAAACAUCAUUUACCCUUCAUUUUACCCCACUGCCCCUAGAACGUUGGCUGGAUUGAGCAGGGCCCAACAUGUCUAAUAUUUUGUUAGUACAGCAUUUCAGAAUUCGCUGUAAAUACCAAUAAUAAGAAUUUCUUAUAGCCAGUAUCACUAUGCAUUGCCGAGCCGUUCUGGGCUGUACAGUAGGGUGCUGUAAUGGGUGUGCCUGGGUGGGGGUUAGUAACUGGAUUAAUAGAUAAUUCAUGUCUCUCUCUGCAGAUUGCCAGAACGAGCCAUGGAUAAAGUCAGAGGAUUAUUCAGAGAUGUGGUGAGUUUAAUAAGCCCUACAUUUCUACUAAUUAUUCUAAUACAACUCGACUCUUAAUCCUUCCCAAGUCCAUUAUCUACUCCGUUACUCAGUACAUGCGGUCUACAUAACAACCAUAGGCAACCUCCUGCACAGGUGUAAUGGACUACAUCUCCCAUAAUACUCAUACAACCAUAACGCUGGGGAAGUAUCUAGGGAUAUGUAGUCCACAUCAUCACAAAUGUCGAAGACUGCCUAAUCCUGAUAUAUCUCUACCUUCCUCUAUAUACAAACAAGAUACUGUAUCCCUCCCUCCCACUAUAUACAAACUAGAUACUGUAUCCCUCCCUCCCACUAUAUACAAACUAGAUACUGUAUCCCUCCCUCCCUCUAUAUACAAACUAGAUACUGUGUCCCUCCCUCCCUCUAUAUACAAACUAGAUACUGUAUCCCUCCCUCCCUCUAUAUACAAACUAGAUACCGUAUCCCUCCCCCCCUCUAUAUACAAACUAGAUACCGUAUCCCUCCCUCCCUCUAUAUACAAACUAGACGCUGUAUCCCUCCCUCUAUAUACAAACUAGAUACUGUAGCCCUCCAUCUAUAUACAAACUAGAUACUGUAUCCCUCCCUCCCUCUAUAUACAAACUAGAUACCGUAUCCCUCCCUCUAUAUACAAACUAGAUACCGUAUCCCUCCAUCCCUCUAUAUACAAACUAGACACUGUAUCCCUCCCUCCCUCUAUAUACAAACUAGAUACUGUAUCCAUCCCUCCCUCUAUAUACAAACUAGACGCUGUAUCCCUCCCUCUAUAUACAAACUAGAUACUGUAUCCCUCCCUCCCUCUAUAUACAAACUAGAUACCGUAUCCCUCCCUCUAUAUACAAACUAGAUACUGUAUCCCUCCCUCUAUAUACAAACUAGAUACUGUAUCCCUCCCUCCCUCUAUAUACAAACUAGAUACUGUAUCCCUCCCUCCCUCUAUAUACAAACUAGAUACUGUAUCCCUCCCUCCCUCUAUAUACAAACUAGAUACUGUAUCCCUCCCUCCCUCUAUAUACAAACUAGAUACUGUAUCCCUCCCUCCCUCUAUAUACAAACUAGAUGCUGUAUCCCUCCCUCCCUCUAUAUACAAACUAGAUACUGUAUCCCUCCCUCCCUCUAUAUACAAACUAGAUACUGUAUCCCUCCCUCUAUAUACAAACUAGAUACUGUAUCCCUCACUCUAUAUACAAACUAGAUACUGUAUCCCUCCCUCUAUAUACAAACUAGAUACUGUAUCCCUCCCUCCCUCUAUAUACAAACUAGAUACUGUAUCCCUCCCUCCCUCUAUAUACAAACUAGAUACUGUAUCCCUCCCUCUAUAUACAAACUAGAUACCGUAUCCCUCCAUCCCUCUAUAUACAAACUAGACACUGUAUCCCUCCCUCCCUCUAUAUACAAACUAGACACUGUAUCCAUCCCUCCCUCUAUAUACAAACUAGACGCUGUAUCCCUCCCUCUAUAUACAAACUAGACACUGUAUCCCAAAUCUAUAAUUUUGCAAACGGCUUAAACUUUGACUUUUAUAGACGUGGUCACACUUGCUGAUGAUUAAUAAAUCAAGGGCGUUUGAUUAGCAGCACCGGUCUUAAUUAUUAUGCAAGCAGUAAGGGUGUACUUAGUUUUUCACACACGUCUUCUCGAUUUUAGCUUGAAUUUUGGUAAUUAAAUCACGACACGGUUUAAUAUGUCAUGUGUUGUUCAUCUUAGGUUGUAUUUACUUAAUCUGCUAUAUACACACACACACACACACACACACACACACACACCCCUUUCUUUUAGAAAUAUACAAUAUAACUUUUUAUUUUUAUGCACAAAAUGCAGUUUCAUCUUAUGUUGGUAUGUAAGCUAUGCAAACAGUGUCUUGCAGUAAAAGGUUAAUAUCCUCUUUGUGAAAUUGGAAGGUGUUGCAGAACACACUGACACUAUAAAAUGUUGGUAAUAGUAAAUAUUAAUUAGCAAGACUUACUGAAUGCUCGAGGAGGAGCUGUAACAGUGUGUAUACUGGUUACCAACCUAGACAAUGUCACAUAUACAGCCGUCAGUUUAUAAAAAUACAGCCGAACACAAAAUAUAUGUCUUCAAUCAACAAUAUCACAGUAUAGAUAUAAUCAGACCUACACAGAAACACACACCGGGUUAUUCAACAAAGUCCGAACUUAAAGAGAAUUUCCCAUUUGAGGCCAAGGUAGUCAUUCUGGGAACAUAACGGAAUUACAGAACGUGUCCAGUGCGACUAGUUUGAAAUUCACUUAGAAUUGUCUCUUUAUUGAAUAACGCUGAAUGUUUCACUAUGAAUGCUUUAAGACAUGUUAUAUAUUUGGGGCUGUGUACGUCUGACUAUGUUAUAUAGGAUUUAUUGUAUAUUUGGGCUGGGGAGAUGAUAUAUUACGUGUACAGCUGAUUAUUUAAUAUACAUAAAGACUUGCUAUUAAGACCUGUGUUACCCUGCAAAGCCCCAGGUAAAUCAGUGCUGCCUUCAUUUUCCAUUGCCAGUAACAGCCUGUCAGUGCAGUUGGAAGGAUGAGGACCUCAAGUCCCCACUACACAAGUGGGUUUUAUACGUGAGCCAAGCUCGCCAUACACGUGAUAUCAGCCGUACGGAGUGCAUGUAGAGCUGCACAUGUGAUAUCAGCCGUACGGAGUGCAUGUAGAGCUGCACAUGUGAUAUCAGCCGUACGCAGUGCAUGUAGAGCUGCACAUGUGAUAUCAGCCUUACGGAGUGCAUGUAGAGCUGCACACGUGAUAUCAGCCGUACGGAGUGAUUGUAGUGGAGCUCCUUGUACCCCAGCUGGGAUUGCGUCCUAUCUGCAACUGAUGAAAAGUACUGCUCCUCUGCCCUAGUCGAUGUGGCUUGACUGGGGUCCUUCACAUUGCUGUGACAAACAUAAUAAAAUUCAAAUACCCAAAACAUGUCACAAAAUAUACAGGAAAUUAUAAUAGAAUAACAUUUAUAAAGGGAUGGGGAAGACAUUAAUUAACAGAACAUCUCUCCUGCCUGCAGAAUUAGCAAUAUGCAAAUGUAUCCGAAUAUGCAAAUUAGCAAUCCUUCCGUUUCAGGUAGUGCAUUCACCGGUUGCUAGAUCCUUGCAACUAACAGGUGGCGCUGUACAGGCUCCACAGCCAAAUCCAUCUAGUAUGGUUGCAAGCAUUAGCAAGACAGGCGAACACACUAACAUUUAACCCAAAAAACCACAUUACACACACACAAUGGACACAGGGUGACUUAAACAUAGGAACAGUUCAGGGUCCUACAUAAAAUGUCUGUAAUGAUCUUACCUGGAGGUGGGAGUCCAAAGUGGUGAGUUAAGGCACACCCUUGCUGUUUAACACGAACUGAGGAGAUCCUAGGAAGAUAUCUCCAAGGUUGUGAAACAAUGCACUGGGGCUUUGCAGGAAAAGUACUCCUGGAUACACAGAACAGACAAGGGAAUUCCAAUAGAGCAGACAGGUACGGUUCCAAUGGUCGGGGCAGGCGGAAAUCAGGCAAAUACGGUAAACAGUUCUGAAGGUCAAAGCAGGAGUCAGAUGAACUAAACAGCUUCCAAGACAGGAACAAAACAGUCUGGCCAGGAUUAAGUGGCAAGGCAGGGCUUAUAAAGGUAGUUAACAAGCUACUUAAUCAGGAACCACGAGCAGGUAUAAAGUAGUCCAGGCUUAGAGAUGCAGAUACCAUGUUGCUUCCCCAACAAACAGUCUGCAUUCUUCCACUCCUCCAUAAUGAACAGAGGUAACUAUGUGUGACUGUAUGUGUGUAUAAGACUGUAUGUGUGGCUGUCUGUAAUUGUGUGUGUGUGUGUUUAUCUACCUGUAACUGUGUAUGUGACUAUCUGUCUGCGACUAUGUGCAUGUGGUGGAUUUGACAGUGUAUAUGUAUAACUGUGUGCACAUAACUCUGCAAAAAUAUACACCUGCAUUCAGACACAGGCCUAAAUGCAUGUUUUUAUCUGAAUUAAAUAACCAUCACACACAGCCAAUAAACCCAGCAAAAAUAUCACAUACAACCAAUACACGCAUAUCACAGGCUGUUAAUACACCCAUUACAAAUAUCACACAUAGCCAACACAUAGCAUGCAUAUCACAUACACAGACAACACAAACAUUACAUUUUGGGGCUGUGAAGAUUUUUCACACAGAGCGCCUAAAGGCCUAAGGCCAGCCCUGACACUGAGUGUAUGUAGAGCUGCACUAUAGCUCACAUAUGUGUGAUAUCAGCAGGGCCGGACUGGCCCACCCGGGAUACCGGGAAAUUUCCCGGUGGGCCGUCGGCACCUGGAGCUGGGGAGACAUCUUGGUGACCUGCGGCCGCAGGGGGAGGAGAGCUCUUCUGGCGGCCGCAGGGGGAGCUGGCUGUUCUAUCUUUGCUCCCCCAGCCUCGCGCGCUACUUAAUAAGACCGGGGCCGGAAUAUGACGUCAUAUUCCGGCCCCGGUCUUAUUAAGCUGCGCGCUGGGGAGCAGAGACAGACAGCCAGCUCCCCCUGCGGCCGCCAGCACAUCCAUCUGUCUGCCCACAGGUAGCAACAAUUAUGUGUGUCAGUGGGAGUGUAUGUGUUUGUGUCUGUCUGUGUCAUGGUUUGUGUCUGUCUGUCAUGGUGUGUGUGUCAUGGUUUGUGUCUGUCUGUCAUGGUGUGUGUGUGUCUGUCUGUCUGUCUAUGUCAGGGUCUGUGUCUGUCAUGGUGUGUGCGUGUCUCUGUCAUGGUGUGUGUCUGUCUGUGUCAUGGUGUGUCUGUCAUGGUAUGUGUGUGUGUCAAGGUGUGUAUGUCUGUCAUGGUGUGUGUGUGUGUGUGUGUGUGUAUCUGUCAUGGUAUGUGUGUGUGUGUCUGUCAUGGUAUGUGUGUGUCUGUCAAGGUAUGUGUGUGUCUGUGUUUUUACUCACCUUUUUUUUCCCCCAAGGUCGUGCUGGUCUCCCAUCGACUGGCCCUGCCUCUAUGGCUAUGAUCAUCAAGCUUGAUGAUCUCAGCCAAUCCGCACUGACACAUGAAGCACCUCUAGUGACCGUAUGAGUGUCUGUCACUAGGAAGCAAUGUAAACACUGCCUUUUCACUGCAUUGAAAAGCCUGCAGGGACAGGCGGUAGACACCAGAACCACUACAUUAAGCUGUGUGUGUGUGUACGCCUGCUAGUGAGUGAGAUUGUGUUUUUAUGUCAAUGAGCUGAUGUAUAUCAGUGAGAUCGUUUGUCUAUGAGGCUGUGUGUGUCAGUGAGAUUGUCUGUGUCUGCAUGUGAGUAUGCUUACUGUAUAAUUAAACGUUUUACUCUGAAAGGAACAAUAUUUUAUAUUAGAAAAAGCAAUAUAUAUAUUACUCAAUCAUCUGGGGUGGCAAGACAUAGCCUUACAUAUUACAUGCGACAAUAUAUGGCGCAAUGACUUAUGGGGCUGGCAUAGAUUUUUUUUCAGGGCUGCUUUGUAUCCCCAGUCCGGCCCUGAAUAUCAGCCGUCCGGAGCGCAUGUAGAGCUGCACUAUAGCUUGCCGUACAUGUGAUAUCAGCCGUACGGAGCGCAUGUUGAGCUGCACUAUAGCUUGCCGUACAUGUGAUAUCAGCCGUACGGAGCGCAUGUUGAGCUGCACUAUAGCUUGCCGUACAUGUGAUAUCAGCCGUACGGAGCGCAUGUAGAGUUGCACAAUGUGCUUUACUCAGAACAUCAUCAUGAUAAUUUCUCCCUUUUUUCCCACCUUCCAACCUUUUUGUCCUAUGACUCGGCAUAGUGUUAUUAUCAGAGCUGUGCUAAAGAAAUUAAAAAUAAACUGUCACUUCUCUGGAAUUAACAAAAUGGAAUAAAACAAGGAAAAUCAGCUUGUGUUAACGUUUUACAUGAAUUGCUCUGCUUUCUUUUAAAUAUAUAUGAAUGAUUUAUCAAAUGACAUCACAAUCUAGAAUAAAACGUGAGUAAAGAUGUAAUAUAGAAAUAUUUUUUAUGUCUCCUCCUAUCUAUAUGCUCUAUGCCUGCUGACUGACAGGUGUAAAGGGCAGAGCUGGUAACAAUGACUGACAGGUGUAAAGGGCGGAGUUAAUGACAAUGAUUGACAGGGAGCUAAGAUGGAGGAGUCCAGUUACAAGAUAAAGAGGAUAUGACCCCUAUUUAUCCUGUAACUGGGCUCCUCCAUCUUAGCUCCCUGUCAUAUAUUUUUUUAUUUUUCCCUCCUCACAAAUAUGUAUUUGUUAAAAGGAGUAAGUAAACAUGAUAUGAAAGAUCCUGAGAAGUGGCAGUAUCCCUUUAAAUUCUGUGGCGUAACGUUAAACUCUUAAAAUAUUGGUGUGGCUAUUGCUUUAAGUGACAUACUUGUAUCACCCCUCCAGGUGACCUCCACAAAUUCGUUCUCCAUCUAUCAUGGAGUGGAGGACCAAGAAAGCGCAGAGCUUCAGCUGGAGGACAAGCACGACGAGCCACAAGCAUUGCACCCACAGAGAGGUUCCUGUCUAUCUUCAAUCACUCCGCUCUACCAAAAAAUCCUGCUCGCCAUCAUUGUGGCAGUUGCUGGUAAGUGUAUAUAAUCCAGUCAACGUCGGUCUACAUCACAGGUCGUUCCCAACCUUCCCCAGUAUCAGAUUCAUUGUAAAAGAGAUAACUACAUAGUUUGAGUUGUGAGAAAUCUUGAAAAUGGUUUUGAUAAAGCUGAGAAGAUUGAUACAUGUUGUAGCUUUCCACUGAGAGUCCCAUUGAUGUUAUAGUCACAGUUAUUCAGCACAUUGCUGACUGUGACACACCAACCCGUCACUUGUUAAACUUUUUCGAUUUGUUUUAUCCUCAAUCGCUCGGUUACCGAACAAAGUCCUGUUUUCCCCUUUUUUUUUUUGCAGUGCAUAUAUAAAAAAUACAAAUAGGCCUGCCACGCCCCAACAGCCAAGGCAAGCACAUCUACAACAACAGUAAAAUAGACAUGUGGCAUUGUGAGAGUACAGCACUAGUGUUAUGUUUUGAUAUAUUCAGGUUAGUCACAUAUGUCUGCAUCCAGACCACCACCUGGCUCGUUAACCUCUUUGACCCAAUUAACUCAAGUGCUCUUCUGGGUGGCCGUCAUUCGUGUGGACGAACGCAUGUGUUAUGUGGAAAGAUGGCCAUAUUGUCUCGCGAUUGCAGGCAGCGGUACUCGGACAUCGAAUGCAUAGAACUAAAAUCGGACACACUAUCUCGCCAACACUGCUAAACUUGUACUGCUGCCUGCUUCUCUCCCAAAUAAGCCAGAGAGAGCGCUUUUCAGGAAAAAGACUUGUACGAACAGGAAGAACAUUUGCUCCCUAGAGCCAGGGAGGAGCAUUCGGUUUUAUGCGCACAGGACUGCCAAAGGGAGACCGGCCGCAGACUAUUUCGUCAUGGAACUAUUUUGGGCUACAACCUCGUGGCCAGCUGGUCAAAACUUUACCUAGAUGGCGAUUCCAUUCCACUGAACGAAUCCAAGUGCUAUUUGGACAAAUUAGGGGAUAUAGGACUUGUGGGGUUCCUAUGGAAAUUGAAUGUGUUUUGGGGGUAUUUUCUCUGUGGGUCCCUGUAACAGAGAUAAUUGAGUUACCGGUCUUUGACUCAAUUAUCUCAGACACAGGAACGAAUUGUUUCAGACACAGGAAUGCCUGGGAAGAGUUUGUAUGGCAUUGUAUGGAGACCCCAUGCUGGGGGUCUGUGUAUAAACUGAGUAUCUUACCCUGAAUAAACCAGUCUAUUCCCAGCAUUAAAGGACCAUUAUAGUGCCCUGAGGGUGCCCCCACCCUCAGGGUCCCCCUCCCGCCGGGCUCUGGGGAGAGGAAAGGGGUUAAUCUUACCUUUUUUCCCAGCGCCGGGCGGGGAGCUCUCCUCCUCCUCUCCGCCUCCAUUCCUCCUCUGCGGCUGAAUGCGCAUGCGCGGCAGGAGCUGCGCGCGCAUUCAGCCGGUCUCAUAGGAAAGCAUUCAGAAUGCUUUACUAUGGACGCUGGCGUCUUCUCACUGUGAUUUUCACAGUGAGAAGCACGCAAAAGCCUCUAGCGGCUGUCAAUGAGGCUUUGGAGGCUGGAUUAACUAGAGGCUUUGGAGGCUGGAUUAACCCAUUUAUAAACAUAGCAGUUUCUCUGAAACUGCUAUGUUUAUAAAAAAAAAAAAUGGGUUAAUCCUAGAGGGAUUAGCUGAAGUGGUCUGGGUGCCUAGAGUGGUCCUUUAAGUCUUGGCUAAUAUCUGUGGUAAAAUCUAAAUCACAUCUAGUGGCAGAGGUGGGAUGGUUCUUUUCUCCAAGAGUGGAUGCACAACCGGAGAUAACUGUGAGUCAACAAAUGGAGAGCAGCUACAACUAGCAAAAGAGGUCCACACUGAAAGACUUGCCAGAAAGUCAGGGACAAAGUAUCAAUAACUGACCCAAAAAAGUCCUGAUAGCAGAGUUUAUGGAGCUGCACAGAGCCAACCCUACCUCCGAGACAGCUUUCCCGAAUUUGGAAGAGACCGAACAUAUGCCAGACAUUCGGCUUCAUUUAGCCUUGUUCGGGCCGAACCCCCCCUGCCGAAGUGAUCCUAAAAGUAGUGGCUGAUGCAGAGGCUCAAGCCAAGUGGGAUUACCAGCUACGACUAGCUUAAAUCCAGCAUUCGGGAAAACCUGUAGCUGAGAGCAUGUCCCCACAGCCAGAACGGAAAGAGAUACCCUUCACAACAUUUAAAGCGUCCCAGGAGAAUGACUAUUAAAUCGAUGGGUACCUCAAUGAUUUUGAUUGGCAGUGUGCCCUACAUAAGAUGCCAGAAGAAGACUGGGUCCCGAUUCUUGCUGGGAAACUAUCAGGAAGACCUACUGAAGCUUUUUGGGCUAUACCGGAUGGAGAGAUUUAUAACUAUGACAGAGUAAAAGAAGCCCUGCUAACACGCUAUGCAGUCACGCCUGAAGCCUACUAUAGAAGGUUCAGGGAACUGAGAAAAAAAACGAACCUACCGUCUCCACUGGGCUGCCUCGCACUGGGUAUCCGGAUGUCAAGCUGUGUUGGUCUAGGAUAUAUUACAACUCAUACUGUUUAAACAAUUUUAUAACGUGAUUAACCCUGACCUCCAAGAAUGGAUCCGAGACAGACGACCCCUCACCCUGCCUGAAGCUGCUUGAUUGGUUGACGAGUAUACGGACACCAGGAAAACCGAACGACCCCUGCAAGAUUCAUGCCCUGAACAGAAGCCGUUUCCACUGGACCACCGACAUAACCAUGGAAUACCUACCAAUGACCAUCAGUACAAGACCGGGCCCCGAUGUGUCAAGUGCCAGCAAGUGUGGCACGUAAGGAGCAACUGUCCCCUAGAACCUUCGCGACCAUCCUGGAACUGUCCUAGCCCUUCGGCACCCAGGGCUGCAGCUCACUGCCUGGAGACCGAAAGAUCACACCUCUGGAAUACUUCUCCCAAUAUACCGGAGGGGUCCUGGGGGGUUUUACAUGAGGCGGAUCCAGGCCAAGCAGCUAACAUGGAGAACCAUCAGCAACUAGUUCUAAUGAACGAUCAGACGGCUCACGGGCUUCGAGAUGCAGGAGCUACCUUGAUGUUGAUGCAGCGACAACAUACUGGACAAUCCUUGGCUGUUUGGGUAGCCAGCAGAGCUAUCUACAGGCUCCCCACCAACCAAGUUCACCUCGACUGGGGAGCUGGAUCUGGCAUAGUAAAUGUGGGGAUGAUGAAGGACUUACCUGCUGAAGUCCUGCUUGGCAGUCAUUUAGGACCUCUUACCUCAGCUCAUGUUGCCAGGAACCCUGCAGAAGCUCAUCCAGUCACCACCCGACUUCAAGUCCAGACUGCAGAGACAGGCUCACGUCCUGAGGAGCUCCAGGUAAGAGAAGAUUCCCUGGCCACGACAGUAGAACUAGCCACGUUGUCUUGGGAUACCUUAGAGGAGUUCAAGAGGAAAGUGUGAGAGGACCCCACGCUGCAGAAGUAUAGAACCCGGUGUAAUGGAACCGCUGACACCCCGACCGGGUACCUUCCGCUGACGGAUGCUCCUAGCGCUUCCUGAGGACUUCAAGCACUGCAGCAGACACCACAACCACCGAAUCUGAGAAGCAUAGGAAUCCUCUCUAGCAUAUGAAUGCUGUAUACAGCCGAAUAGGAACCAUACGGAUAGGUUUACUCUCCUAGCAGUCAAACUGGAACCGCAUACAAUGAAUCCUUCCCCCAAUGAGACGACACUUCACUUUGAGGGUUAAAACAGGAACACAGGUGCUGGCACACCCAGCCUGGUUUUUAUUACAGCCUUUCACAUACAGGACCGCCCACAGGGAGGUAUAAAACAACCAAUCACAUCACAGUUAUAUCCCACAUAUUCCCUCCCCUUAUCCUGAGAGGAAACUCAAUUACACAUACAGUUAAAACAUACUUUCUACCCAACUUUCAUAACUAAAACUAUACAUCACAUUCACAUAAAAUUACAUAUUCACAAUCAAUCCAUUCAGGGGAACAACAUAUUAAAAAAAAAUGGCCUGAAUCAGACCAGGGGUUCAGAAGUUAGUAAAAGUAUAUUUUGGGGCCUGGCUGGCAGCAUGGCUAUCUGGCCCAAACUGGUUUCAGAGUCUUCUAUCCUGGAGAUAAUUGAGAAGUAAUGCAAUUAUCUCCAAGGACAGAGGCAAAACUCCAUUAGCCACAUGGCAGACAAAGGACAACAAAAGACAAAAAUACAUACUGUUACAUUUAUCACAUAGAACCUACACAUUUACAAUUUACCGAACACAUAAUAGCAUAUAUAAUAUUGCAGACCGCCUGAAUGCAAUCUGCUACACAGUCUUAAAGGGACAUUGUUCCUAAAAGUCAUAAUAUGUCCAGGGAUGGUUUUUAAAGGGCCAGCAGCAGCACCAUACAAAUCCAAUAUGCCCAAAUAUUGUACUUGAAGGGCCAAAUAACCCAGGGCCAUAGUCAUGAGGCAAGAGGCUGGCAAUCAGGCUCCUCCAACAGCCAGGGGAAAAUCCGGUGACAAAAGGCGUUUCGUCACACCCGGGCACACACAGAACAGAGGGGGCUAGAAAAGGAAAGAUUUACCUUGGAUCAGAACAGGCUAUAUCGAGUAACAGAGACCCAUAGUAGAGGGACAGCCCCAUCACAGAAGCACCAGCUUGUAGUCCCCAUAAUAUACAAGCUGGAGCUUCUGCAGAUCUGGCAUGAUGUACCCCUAGCUGGACAUUUAGGCAUACGCCGGACCUCUUAUAGCGUGACCCAGAACUUUUUCUGGCCGGGGAUCUCCCAAGACAGUACUGCCAGACAUGUGAUGUUUGCCAACAGGUAGGAAAAAACGGAGACCGCCCCAAAGCUCAGCUACUGUAACGGCACCCCGGCAUAAAAGGGUUUAAAAGCCAUUUAGGAGAUAUUCCCUUCCAGAUAUACAGGCAGCUACUGUAGACACCAAUCCACCGAACCGGAGAAGCAUAUGAAUGCCGUAAACAGCUGAACUGGAACCAUGCGAAUGCUGUAAACAGCCGAAUAGGAAAAACCAUAUGAAUAGGUUUACACUCCUAGCAGUCAAACUGGAACAGAAUACAAUAAAUCCCCCCAAGAACGAGACAAGGCUCCGUUUUGAGGGUCAAGCAGGAACAGACAGAGCUGUGGGUUUAUUGUCCUUAUAUACACAUUCUUACACAUUAGUACCACCCACAGGGUUUUUAAACAACCAAUAAACACGUAACAAAACACUCAGACACUCCCACACAAAAUCCUCCCCUCUGCCUGUAAUACAAUUACCUUACACAAUGGGUAAUGUAAUUAUCACAGGCAGAGAAAUACAGUUUUUCCACAUUAUUCAUAAUUUUAAAAGUACGCAUCACAUUCACAUAAACUUACAUUUUCAGAAUCAGCAUACUCCAAAUACAAACAUACGUCAAAAUCAUACAAAUUGGUCCAGUGGUUCAAAAGAUAGAUCAUAGUCCUUUGUGACCAAAUGAAGCAUGGCUUUUCUGCCCAAAACCAGUUCCACAGAGUCUUCUAUCCUGGAGAUAAUUGGGAAGUAAUCGAAUUAUCUCCAAGGACAGAGGCAAAACUCCAUUGAACACAUAGCAGCAAAAGACAAUAAAAUACAUAAAAAUAUAUAAUUCUGCAGCCAUUGCAUAAAACAGGUACAUUCAACAUAUCCCCAGAUAGCUCAGAUCUGAGCGCACAUUAUUACUGAAUGGUGCUCAGAUCACACAAAUACAGUUCAAUUGCCAUGGAGCCAAAGUCUUUCCCAUAGUCUUUCAUUAUACGAAUAGGCUCCAUGGCAUAGCUAUCUGGGGUAUCACCGCUCAAACAGGGCAAGCACCGAAUGACACGGCUUUCGUGUCUUUGCAGUGGAAAAUCAAGCGUUUUAACAUGGGGUCAUAGUCUAAAGGGAGCAGUCGCGCAACCAGGCUCCUCCAAAGCAAUGUGGCAAGAUUGCUCUCGUCACAGCUACAAUCUAUGCCGAUCAUUGAGGAGCCAUUCAGCCGGGUAGCGGUAGAUAUUAUUGGACCCCUAGCGAAGCCUCGUCCCUCCAGUAAGAAGUAUAUCCUUACUGUAGUGGACUAUGCCACCCGGUAUCCGGAAGCGGUCGCACUGACAAAUAUCCACGCUGAGACAGUAGCAGAUGCCCUGGUAGUAUGUGGGAUAAAACCCAUCCCCUUACCACCACCAGACAAACUGUCUCUGUGAGCGGUUCAAUGGGUCGCUCAAGCAAAUGUUGCGAACAUUUGCCACUGCUUGCCGAGACUGGAAACGAUUCCUACCGCACCUCUUAUUUGCUUAUCGGGAGGUACUGCAGAAAUCCACUGGGUUUUCUCCCUUUGAACUAUUAUAUGGGAGAAGAGCACGAGGUCCCCUCGACCUCAUCAGAGAAUAUUGGGAAGGGGAGACCAAGCGCGAGGGGACUCAAAUCAUGCCCUAUGUGCUGGAACUCUGGGACCGCAUUGAACUGUUGGCUAAGAUGGUAAAAGAGAACUUUCAAGCGGCCGAGGGGCAACAGAAAGUAUGGUAUGAUCGGAGUACCAGACAGCAUAGUUUCCAUGUUGGACAACAGAUCUUGGUUUUAAAACCGGUCUGACACGAUAAAUUACAGGCAGCAUGGCAGGGUCCCUACAAGGUGCUGGAGCAAAUCUGCAAUGUAGAAGCCAGCUGUGCAGACGAGAAGGUAAAACGCUAUUGUAGUUUGGAUGUCCGUACCCCCUUGUUCAUCUGAAUGACUGGUGUGUGUGAUCCCUGUGAUAGACCCUCUAAAAUGAAUGGACCUGUUAUUAUGCUAAGAGCCGUUCGUAUAACAAAUUUUCUGCCGAACGACCGACCACCCAGAAUAGGAGUGUGGCACCCAUUAACCUCCCUGACCCAAUUGACACCUCUAAAACCACAAACACCUCAACGUUCUAAUUGAUCAACAGGGUGGUCGGCGUUCGUCUGUACGAACACAUGGCGGCAGCCAUUUUGUUUAGCCAAACACACUCAGCAGUGUUUGGUCGUCGUACACGUGGAACUAUUUUUGGCUACACUUUCCACGAACACCGCUGAAACUUCUACCUUCCAUGUGUUCGGCUAAAACCAUACGAACGGAGCGCUAUUUCUGGAGCCUAAACUAUUUCUGGAGCCUAAUGACAGGGCACGAAUGGAUCCGUUUGUGCAAUUGGUACUUUAUUUGAAGGGAAAGAUAGACCGAUUGCACAGCCUGAAUCUGUGGAACUGCUUUGUGCAGGAAAAUGUGCGUACGGUCGUUCAAAUAAGACUUUCAGCUAACUCCCAAACCACUGGACCAAUUCGUCUGAAUUUUGGAUGUUUGUUCCCUGGUAAUGCUGGUUCAGAAAAUGUAACUUUAUUGGAAUUGCAUGUAUAGUUUUGAAGUUAUCCUUUUUACACAAUUUUUAUAUUUUUUUGCCUGGAGAUAAUUUAGUUGAUGCAGCAAUUAACUCAAUUAUCUCCCAAGCAGAGGGGAGGAAUUUACAGUAAUGAAUGGGAGUGUCUAACUGUGAGAUUGUACGCUAUUGGUUGUUAAGUUUGUAUUUUCAGUGACCAACAAGGUCCACGUGGGUGGUAACCUUGUGGGAAAACUUGUAUAAAAGAAAGGUUUGUGUGUUCAUUAAAACAGUUCUACUUCACCCUCAAUCUAGAGUCUUGUCUCUUAUUGGGGGAAACUGAUAUACAGCUAUAACACUAGCUCUUUUAAGAGCUUCUCAACUUGGAUGACUGCUGGAUGCUGAGAAUACCCCUCGCUCAUCGGGAGGAGGACACCCUCUAGCAGUGGGAACCCCUCUACUCACUGGGGUAACCGCUACAAUCCCUCCUUUUUAUACCUCUAUAAUCACUGAAGACAGCGUUGAUGAUAUCCUGAGAGGGGGAAAGAACAUCCUUAGCGGCGAGACUCGUGUCCUUAUCCGAGACGUGAGCUUUGUCUGGGUUUGCCCAAAACAUUCAUCAGUUACUGGGGUGUCAGGAAAAAGUCCAAACCAAAGAAACAUAGUUUGUCUAAUGAUGUCAGUUUGUUAUCUGUGGGGGUGAUACCACAAUAAUACCAUAUAUACAUCCAAUACAAAGCCCGGCAUGUUAGGUAAAUUCCUUUUUAUUUUUCCAUGUUUUGCACAGCCUUCAUCCUUGGCAUUCUGGUCACAUAUGGAUCCUGCACCAGAUGUAGGAAAAACGGACCGGAACCCGUAGCUGACGAUUACAAUUCUGAAUAUCAACAAGACGACUACAACAACAUCCUGCACUGGACAGACCUAAGAAGCCUGUUCAACGACAACUAUAAGGAAGACGAACAGAUGGAGGAUACGUUAAGGUGACAAAUAAAGACACAAUGACACAGACAGGGGUCGCUAUGAGUAUGUCUGUCCCCCCCCUGCAGGGUGACACAGACAGGGAGAGCAAUGGGUCUGUCCCUCCCCCUGCAGGAUGACACAGUGACACAGACAGGGGGCACUACGAUCUGUCCCUCCCCCGGCAGAGUGACACAGACAGGGGGCGCUAUGAGUCUGUCCCUCCCCCUGCAGGAUGACACAGUGACAGACAGGGGGGCGCUAUGAGUCUGUCCCUCCCCCUGCAGGGAUGCACAGUGACACAGACAGGGGCCACUACGAUCUGUCCCUCCCCUGCAGAGUGACACAGACAGGGGGCGCUAUGAGUCUGUCCCCCCUGCAGGGUGACACAGACAGGGAGAGCAAUGGGUCUCUCCCUCCCCUGCAGGCAGGGGGCGCUAUGAGUCUGUCCCUCCCCCUGCAGGAUGACACAGUUACACAGACAGGGGGCGCUAUGAAUCUGUCCCUCACCCUGCAGGGUGACACAGUGACACGGACAGGGGGCGCUAUGAGUCUGUCCCUCCACCUGCAGGGUGACCCAGUGACACAGACAGGGAGCGCUAUGAAUCUGUCCCUCCCCCUGCAAGGUGACAUAGACAGGGGCGCUAUGAGACUGUCCCUCCCUCUGCAAGGUGACACAGUGACUGUCCCUCCCCCUGCAAGGUGACAUAGACAGGGGCGCUAUGAGACUGUCCCUCCCUCUGCAAGGUGACACAGUGAAACAGACAGGGGGCGCUAUGACAGGGGGCGCUAUGAGUCUGUCCCUCCCCCUGCAGGGUGACAGCGACAAAGAGGGGGUGCUGUGAAUCUGUCCAUUGCAUGAUAUGGUAAUAUUGAUAAACUAAUAUCACUUAUUCCAUAGGAAAGUGAGUAAAGCGACUCAUCCUGCUGGGUCAAAUGAAAAUAAAGAACUUGCUGAUUACAUUCUACAAAGCUUUAAGAGUUAUGGACUGGAUCAUACGUGGCUAGACACACACUUUGUGGAACUGCACUAUCCAAACAGGUAGAACAUUGCUCCUCUUUUCCCUUCCCUGUGGAUCUGUUCCUAUUUCUUGCAUUUUUCAGCCAUAUUCCUUCAGUCCUGCAUUUCACUUUUACAAUUGACAUUGUUCACCUACUGUCAUCUCUGCGUUGCGUGCCCUCUUCCUUUCCAUACCAUGACCCCUUCCAUGCUCCCUUCCUACUCAAUGACACCUCCUCCCAUUUUAUGCCCCUUCUUAUUUCCCCCUUCCUACUCCAUGCCCCCAUUCUCCCAUUCCAAUAUCGCCAUCCAUCGUACAGCUCGUCCUCAUUUCAUUAUCACCAUCCAUGGUUCAGCUCCUCCUCCUUUCAUUAUCACCAUCCAUCUUUUAGCUCCUCCUCAUUUCAUUAUCACCAUCCAUGGUUCAGCUCCUAAUCAUUUCAUUAUCACCAUCCAUGGUUCUGCUCCUCCUCAUUUCAUUAUCACCAUCCAUGGUUCAGCUCCUCCUCAUUUCAUUAUCACCAUCCAUGGUUCUGCUCCUCCUCAUUUCAUUAUCACCAUCCAUGGUUCUGCUCCUCCUCAUUUCAUUAUCACCAUCUAUGGUUCAGCGCCUCCUCAUUUCAAUAUCACCAUCCAUCGUACAGAUCCUCAUUUCAUUAUCACCAUCCAUGGUUCAGCUCCUCCUCAUUUCAUUAUCACCAUCCAUCUUUUAGCUCCUCCUCAUUUCAUUAUCACCAUCCAUGGUUCAGCUUCUCCUCAUUUCAUUAUCACCAUCCAUGGUUCUGCUCCUCCUCAUUUCAUUAUCACCAUCCAUCUUUUAGCUCCUCCUCAUUUCAAUAUCACCAUCCAUGGUUCAGCUCCUCCUCAUUUCAAUAUCACCAUCCAUGGUUCUGCUCCUCCUCAUUUCAUUAUCACCAUCUAUGGUUCAGCGCCUCCUCAUUUCAAUAUCACCAUCCAUCGUACAGAUCCUCAUUUCAUUAUCACCAUCCAUGGUUCAGCUCCUCCUCAUUUCAUUAUCACCAUCCAUCUUUUAGCUCCUCCUCAUUUCAUUAUCACCAUCCAUGGUUCAGCUCCUCCUCAUUUCAUUAUCACCAUCCAUGGUUCUGCUCCUCCUCAUUUCAUUAUCACCAUCCAUCUUUUAGCUCCUCCUCAUUUCAAUAUCACCAUCCAUGGUUCAGCUCCUCCUCAUUUCAAUAUCACCAUCCAUGGUUCAGCUCCUCCUCAUUUCAUUAUCACCAUCCAUGGUUCUGCUCCUCCUCAUUUCAUUAUCACCAUCCAUGGUUCAGCGCCUCCUCAUUUCAAUAUCACCAUCCAUCGUACAGAUCCUCAUUUCAUUAUCACCAUCCAUGGUUCAGCUCCUCCUCAUUUCCUCAUCAGUUUCCAGUUUCUUCACAUUUUGUUUACCGUACUUACAGUUCAGGCACCCAUUAAAUUGCUCAGUGAGUAUCAGGAUCUGUAAGGAUGUAUUUUUGCUUUCCAUUUUCCUUCUGUUGCUCGUGCCCCACACCACCUUCAUUCCUCAUUUCAGGAAUUUUUUUUCUGUCUCUAUAUUUAAUUUUCAUUCCAAUCUUAUUUUAUCUUGUGAAAUCCUGCAUUUCAUCUCCUUCCUUUCAUUUCAUCCCUUCUUUCUCUCUUCUUCACUGCCUGCAUUUCAUUUACUUUUCUUCUCCACCUUCAUCUAUUCUUGUAUCUUUUAUGCCCUUUUCCUGCAUUCUCCUCUCUUUGUUCUCCUGUACAUUUCAUCUUCUCAUUCCUCGUUUCCUUAAUUUUGUACUCCACCUUUCUCUUCUGCAUUUCAACUCAUCUUUUUUAUAUACCUAUGAUCAUUCUCUUGUUUCUCUUUUACCCAAUUUCAAACCUUCCUCUGUGACUCAGAGAUGUGUCAGUGGAGGUACAGACCUAUUUCCAUCUCCAGUAAACCGUGAGUGAUAAGGUCCCGAGUGGAAGGGAAAUAAAAUACAAAUAGAGAAACUGAUGGAUUGCAACAAACAGGGAUAGAGGGAUAUCUGUGCAUGUGGAGUAUUUAUUGAAAGAGGAUUGUGUCACGAUUAGGGGAACCCAACACGCUGGUACACACACACACACAGAAAAGGUACCGUACCGGACCUUAGAGUGGCCGGGCUAAGCACACACAGAAUAGUCAGGAGACAAGCCGAGUAAGGGGAACCAGAAGACAGAAUAACGUGAAACGAGCCGAGGUCAAAGGGUAGGAGAAAGUCACAGAGUCAGAUAAACAAGCCAGAGAGUACGUAACCAGAAACACAAGGUAAGUAGCAAUACAAGUAAGCAAAGACCACAACAGGGCAGGGAGGAACAGGAAAGGUAAGUAUUUAAACCAUAAGGUUAAUUCUGAUUGGAUAAUUUCCAAUCAGAAUUAACAAUCACACGUGGGAGAUAUCUAAACCUCCCACUGUGAUUGAGGCACUGUGCCUUUAACGCCGGGUCAGAUGACUGACCCCGGCGUGUAAUAAUUUGGGCGGUCUCCCAGCGUGCAGCGUCAUGUAUGCUGCCGCUGGGGACGUGGAGGAAACGGCGGGCGGCAUCCAAGGCUGGAAGGAUGCCGCUCGCCGAGCCCACGAGGAGGAGGGGACCGCGGACGGCUGGAGGGUGAGUACCGCGAGCGGAGUGCAGCCUCCCUUCGCAGCCGCCCACGGGAUCCCGACAGAUUGUGGGCAAGGGAUUGGAUAUAUCCACGAUAUGGCUGACUAAAAUGGACCGUGUGUUGGAGGACACUGAAAAGAAUGAGAAUUGUCAGAUUUUGCAAUUUACAUUAUGUCAUGAUUUUAUUAAUGAAACAUAGUAUCAUAUCAAUGCUGCAUGUCCAUGACCAAUGGACCCCAUAAAUUUGCGACAUCCAGAAAUACUAAUUUAUAGAAAUGAUUUUAAAGGAAGAAAAUCAUUAAGGCUGGAGAAAGAGUUUGUAUAAUACAAAGCAUUUUAGACCCAAAGGAAUCCAGCCUAAUUAUGUUUAAAAUAUAACCUUUAUUAACUGUAGCGGACCUCGGGUAACUCCGCUAAUACCUUCCUUCAGCCGCUCAGGAACCACUUAGAAUAUCGAGAGACUUAUUUCCCCCUAGUAGCUGGACGAGACACAGCUCUAGGAGUACAACACAAUUUUAUUGAGCCACACAUGGCUUUUAUGCAUAGCCCAAUGCAAGGGGUCUUCAACACACACAAACAGGGGUCGUAUCCCAGGAUCCUCUACACCAGGGAGUUCAAGCUCAGGAAUGGGGGGGUCGCUAUCCCUUUGUCUCCCAAAUAUGGAAAGCCUGCCACUUAGGCGAGGGGUCUCCCACACAGGUCUUCAUCCCAGGAGCCUUUGUGCCUGGGAGCCAAGGUGCGGGAAAAGAGACUCUCAGGUACAGGAAAGCCCACCUAACUAGCCAGUGCUCCAAAAAUGUCCCCACCCUCCUCAGGAGACUUCAAAUUGCUUAUCUGAGUAAUCUUCAAUCGCGAUGUUCCUGUUCAGUUCAGGCACCCAUUAAAUUGCUCAGUGAGUAUCAGUAUCUGUAAGGAUGCUUUCCAUUUUCCUUCUGUUGCUCGUGCCCCACACCACCUUUAUUCCUCAUUUCAGGAAUUUGUUUGUGUUUCGGUCUCUAUAUAUUUUAUUUUCAUUCCAACCUGCAAGGGAAGAGUCUUCUUUUAGGGUACGAAUGCUCCCCCUGGUUGGCGUUCGUCUAUACGAAAUAACGGCCACCCACAGGAGCACUCGUUAAUUACUUCCCUUGCGGUUUCACACUUAUGUUGCCAGUGCGAACGUUGCAGUUUCACACUUAUGUUGCAAGUGUCUGCUCUCUUUUUCCUCAAAGCUUCUGGAAAGACUUGUCUUUACCCGUAUGUCUCACUUCCUCAAUUACAACUCUCUCCUUGACCCUCUUCAAUCUGGCUUCUGCCCUCUCCACUCUGAGACUGCUCUUAUCAAAGUUACUAACGACCUAAUCGCAGCUAAAUCCAAAGGCCAAUACUCCAUACUAAUUCUUCUUGAUCUCUCUGCUACUUUUGACACCGUUGACCAUGUUCUCCUUCUUCAAACUCUUCAAUCAGUCGGUCUCUGUGACUCUGUCCUCUCGUGGUUUUCCUCUUAUGUCUCCCAAAGCUCAUUCAGUGUCUUCUUUUCUAAUGAUACCUCCUCCCCUCGUCCUGUCUCGGUUGGAGUCCCACAAGGCUCUGUCCUUGGUCCCAUUCUAUUUUCUCUUUAUACAGCCUCUCUUAUCACCUCAUUUGGACUCCAUUACCACAUGUACACUGAUGACACAGAUAUAUAUCUCUCCUCCCCAGACCUCUCUCCUGCUGUCCUGCAACGUGUCACUGCUUGCUUUUUUUACAUCUCUGACUGGAUUAUUUUAUUAUGAUAUUUAUAUAGCACCAUCAAAUUCCGCAGCGCUUUACAAUGGGUGGACGAACAGACAUGUAGUUGUAACCAGACAAGUUGGACACACAGGAACAGAGGGGUUGAGGGCCCUGCUCAAUGAGCUUACAUGCUACAGGGAGUGGGGUAAAAUGACACAAAAAGGUAAGAAUAGUAUUAGACUAGUGACAGUUGCAGAAGAGGAAUCAGUCAGGAGCUAUUAACAGUUCAAUUGAUACACUUUUAUGAAGAAGUGGGUUUUUAACGAUUUUUUGAAGGAGUGGAGACUGGGUGAGCAUCUAACGGAGGAGGGAAGCAAGUUCCACAGGAACAGUGCAGCCCUUGAGAAAUCUUGAAGGCAAGCAUCAGAGGUGGGAGUACGGACAGAAGAUAGACGUAAGUCUUCAGCAGAUCGUAAGGACCUAGAUGGGACAUACUUCUGUAUAAGGGAGGAUAGGGAGCAGCAUUAUGUAGAGAUCUGAAAGCAAGAACCAGAAUUUUAAAUUGAGCUCUAUAUUUUAUAGGAAGCCAAUGUAGGGACUGACAGAAGGGUGAGGCAUGGGAGGUGCGGGCAGACAGGAAGAUGAGCCUCGCCGCCGCAUUCAUUAUGGACUGUAACAGCGCAAGUUGGAAGCACGUAAGACCACUGAGAAGCGGAUUACAGUAGUCAAGGCGAGAAAGGACAGUGGAAUGGACCAACACCUUAAUCGCAUCUGGCAUUAAGUAGCGGCGGAGGCGCGCAAUGUUUUUGAGAUGGAAAAUGAUUUGGCGAUAGAUUUAACAUGAGGCUUGAAGGAGUCAAAGAGAACAAUUAGGCAUGGAGCCUGCGUGGUGGAGCUGAUGGUAGCACCGUUGACUUGGAGGGAGACAGACACAGGAGUAACAACACUUGAGGAAGGAAAGACCAGAAUUUCAGUUUUGGUCAAGUUUAGUUUAAGGAAGUGGGCAGCCAUCCAGUUAGAAACAGCAGAGAGGCAGUCAGAGACACUAGUCUUCCCACUUUCUGAAACUCAAUCUCUCGAAAACUGAGCUCCUUGUCUUUCCUCCUCCUCCUAAUACUGAUCCUUCUCUUUUGCUCUCCCUUCAAGUUAGUGGUAUCCACAUAAGUCCAUCCUUGCAAGCACGCUGUCUUGGUGUCAUACUUGAUUCUGGCCUCACCUUUGAGCCUCACAUCCAGUAUGUUGCCAAAUCCUGUAUAUUCCAUCUUAAAAACAUAGCCCGCAUCCGCCCCUUUCUUACGCAAGAUGCUACUAAGGAGCUUGUCCAUGCUCUAGUAAUUUCCCGCAUGGAUUAUUGUAACCCUCUCCUAAUUGGUCUUCCCAAAAGCUGAAUUGCCCCUAAUUGUCUGUAAUGAAUGUUGCCAACAGACUGAUUUUCCUCUCUAGUCGGUCCUCUCACAGUCCUUACAUUGGCUUCCUGUAUCCUAUAGGAGUCAAUUCAAAGUGCUAACCCACACCUAUAAAGCACUGAACAAUUCUAGCCCCUCUUAUAUCGGUUCACAGAUCCAUAGGUAUGCCCCUUCUCGGUCUCUCAGCUCUGCCCGUGACCUUCUCCUGUCCGUUGCUCGCAUCCGUCCUGCCAACUCACGCUUGCAGGACUUCUCGCGAGUGGCUCCCUUCAUAUAGAAUAGCCUGCCUACCGCCAUCAGACUCUCCUCUAGUCUUCAAUCAAUUAAGAAUUGCCUUAAAACCCAUCUCUUUAGGAAAGCUUAUGGCCUCCCAGAGUAACCUCUACUUCACAUGCCUGUCUCUCCUAAAGGGCAGCACUCUACUCUCUCCUCCAGCUCUGCUUCACUCCCAGCUUAUUUGAUUGCAAUUUUCUGUCCUAAUAUGUUUUAUACCCCACCUCCAAUAGACUGUAAGCUUGUUUGAGCACCUAUCGUUCCUGUAAGUUUUCUUGUAAUUGCCCUAUUUAUAGUUAAAUCCCCCCUUUCAUAAUAUUGUAGAGCGCACCAUAUUUUCCCUCUUUGGUUUUAACCCCUUAAGGACACAUGACGUGUGACAUGUCAUGAUUCCCUUUUAUUCGAGAAGUUUGGUUCUUAAGGGGUUAAACAGGUAUGAUCACCAUCAAGUGAUUUUUAUCUUAGAGUCAAGCUUUAUCUGCUCGACAAACUAUUCCUGAGGCUAUAAAAUGACACAUGUUUAAAUUUCAACUUGUAUCUCAUAGAUGUCAUUUUAUUGAAUAGUUAAUCAAGGUUAUAUUUUAAACAUAAUUAGGCUGGAUUCCUUUGAGUCUAAAAAAUGCUGUGUACAUUCAGAAAUAGCCUUCAGUGUAUGCACCAGUCCCUGCAAUCUAUAAGGUGUCUGUAGUGGCAAUCUGCUUCUGUAUUGAACAGUCCCGAUAGAUUCCAUUUUUGAAAUAUUGUGGUGGAGACAAUUAUGCCAGAAAUCCUUGGCCAGAAUAGCAAGGACUUUAAAAAUGUGUGUCCCCUAGAUGAUUAAUGUAGUUUACUGCAGAGCUAUUUCCAUGCUCAGUAGUAUGGAGCUCUGGGAGUCUUUCGGGGGUGGUCCUGUCACUAGGUCACAUUAUGUUUUAACCUGUGUUGUUCAAUAUUACCAACAAUGUUUUCUUUGCUGCUGAGGGAAUUAAAGAAAGAGUGCAGCAAUAAUACAAGGCUUCAUGUCUUAAUAAAAUUUUAAGCAAACAGUCUUUGUCAAAAAUGUAAUUUCGCCUUACUGCAGAUGUACAGAGCAUCACGCCCGUUAGCCCUGCCGAUCAUUUCUCCUUCACCAUACUUGAUUCCUGCAAGUUCUUAAUACAUUUCACUAAUUCUGACUACCCUUGUCUGCUUCCAGUAAUGUCGCUAAUUCUGUGAAAAUCAUUGACCAAAAUAAAACCGUGGAGGAAUUUCGAACUGAUGAUCCUGAUGUCUAUUGUCCAUACAGCGCAACGGGGAAAGUAGUGGUCAGUAUCUGCCUCACUGUACAUCCCCUACAAUCACAAUGUGUGUAGACAGAUAGACACAUACACAGACAGACUAACAGAUGAAGAACUAAAGCAUACUGGUUUUCUAGAACGAGAUUCAAAAAGCAACAUCAAAAGAAGAUAUAAAGAUGUAUUAACUUUACUAAUGUUUUAUAAUAAAACCCAACGCAUACUGACUUUAUAUAACAGAAUCCAACACUAACUGACUUUAUUUAAUGAGAACCCUACAAAUACUGAGUUUAUACAACAGAACCCAAUGCAUACUGACUUUAUAUACCGUAACAGAACCCAAGGCAUAAAUAACAGUAUACAGAUUUAAUAUAAUAAGAAUCCAGUGCAUAUUGACUUUACAUAAUGAGAACGUGGCGGACCGUCUUGCACCCCGACUGGGUGGUUCCGCCAAUUGAUGCUUCCUAGUAAUCCUUGAUUACCAUAAGUACCAGACACCAUAACCACCGUAGUCCCCACUUCCAGCAUUACAGCUUGGUUGGGGUCUCCCUGUCCUCCACCCACCCUGGACCCUAGACCAGGAUCCAGUUUCCAGUGGGUAGACCUUUCCUUGUCCAGAGAGUAGAGCAGGGUGCUCGUACAAGAGGAAGUGAUUUUAAUGCAGGGGAGUAUAGUGAUAUAGCAAUCCCCAGAGUAGAUACACCAUCCCAUCAUAGCUCCGAUCUGGAGGACCAACAUAUCCAAAAAAUUUCCCAGAUCUGUUCAGGGGUUCGGGAUUUCAAUGGAGGUCACAAUUUGACAGACCGCACACGAGGCUCCUGCUGAAAAGAGUUCCAUGAAAUCAGGCUGUGCGGUCGGUCUCUUUCAGGAGUUCACAAUACAGUCAAAGUACCGAAUGUAGCAGUACGUGGGUACGCUCAGUCAAUGUCCUUGCGCUGUCGAGUGUCCGAUUAUAGUUCCAUGCACUCGAUGACCAAACACCGCUGUAUGCGUUUGCAGCUAAAGAUGGCCGCCGCCAUGUGUUCACACAUACAAACGACGACCACCCAGCUGAUCACCCAUUAAGUUGCGGUUUAGAGGUGUUACUAGGGGUAAUGAGAUGCACACUCCACUUACGGAACAGAAUAAGAAUAAGUACAAUCCAUCCAGUAAGCCCCAUAUCCCAAACCAUAUAAGUCUAAAGGCACGAACAAAGCCUUUCCACAGUCCUGAACCAAGGUCUAAUGUCCUGGGGCAAGAGGCUUUAUAUAACAGAAUCCAACGAAUACUGACUUUACAUAAUGAGAACCCAAUGCAUGCUGACUUUGUAUAACAUAAUUCAGCACGUGCCGACGUUGUAUAAUGAGAACCCCAUGCAUUCUGACUUUAUAUAACAGAACCCAACGCAUGCAAAGGUUAUGUAAUGAGAACCCAACGCAUAGUGACUUUAUUUAAUGAGAACCCAACACAUAUUGACUUUAUAUAAUAGAAACCAAUGCAUAGUGGCUUUAUAUAACAGAAUCCAACGCAUACUGACUUCAUAUAAACAGAGCCUAAUGCUCUGAGAACCCAACGCAUAGUGACUUUAUGUAACAGAACCCAAUGAUUAUUGACUUUCUAUAAUAGAACACAAUGAUUUUAGACUCUAUAUAGUUAAAACUGAAUAGUUGAGAAUCUAGCAUGUAUAGGGGACUUAUACGGAGUUAGGGGAGGGCUAGAAUACCAUAACCAGGACACAUGUCCUUGACAAUAUCAGUCUCUAUCUGUCUGCAGUCAGGCUUGGUGUAUGCAAAUUAUGGCCGCGACGAGGAUUUUGCGCAUCUGACGUCCCAGAGUGUAAAUACGACUGGCCAGCUGGUCAUCGUACGGACUGGAUUUAUCAGCUUUGCUGAAAAGGUGAGACUUUGUGACAUGUCAGCACUGGUUUUACUUAUUUUGGUACUGUACCCAAUCCUUUUUCAGGAUUCAACCUGGAGCCAUAAGAGUAUUGAAUUGAUUAUCGAUGGCGAUUUUAUACAGUAUGACUGUUUGUCUCCAGGUGUAUAAUGCACAGUCUGCAGGAGCCCUGGGAGUCUUAAUAUAUCCAGACACAGAAGAAGAUAUAGCUGUAUACGGACAUGUGAGUACCCCCUGCACUACCACAGUACUUCAUACAUUCACCGAGUAUCACCUACUAACCUUGCACUACCAGACCCCUGCAGAGCAUCAUCUACUAACCCCUACAUUACCAGACACCUGCAGAGUAUCACCUACUAACCUUGUACUACCAGACCCCUGCAGAGUAUCACCUACUAACCCUGCACUACCAGACACCUGCAGAGUAUCACCUACUAACCUCUACAUUACCAGACACCUGCAGAGCAUCACCUACUAAUCCCUACAUUACCAGACACCUGCAGAGUAUCACCUACUAACCCCUACAUUACCAGACACCUGCAGAGUAAAAAUGUAUACAUGACACCAGAUUCAUUCUAGUAAUGUAAUCUAAAUCUGCCUUUUUACAACAGGAUUACCCCAGUCGGCUACUUUUCUUACCCCCAAAUUGUGUCGCAAACUUAUUUAUUGAGUUGUCACUACACAGAUUACACUUUCACAAUAGACAAGGUUCUCCUGCUGCUUUGAUAAAGUGUUUCAAUCAGGACCUUAGGAGGUCACCCAUAGUUCACUGUCAUAAAGUCCAAUAUCACUCUACACUAUCACACCUAACAGGAACGCAAAACCCCUUUGUCUCGGGACGUCAAGAAGCGUGACUCUUUAUUUGCGACCCACGCAUGGUCUACCCUAUGUAGAUAUUCUACCAUUUUUAUCUAUUCAUGUUUUCACGCUCACUUACGUUCUUUCUCUACGUUUUCAGUCUAUAGGGAAUCGACUUCUCUCACGUGAGCUGCUAUACGGGUAUAGAAGUACCCCACUUGUUCUCCCUAGAGACAUUAACUCGACCACCUCAUCACUAACAAUCAGGAAUCUUGGCAGGGACACAACACUAUCACUUUUAUCAUGAAUACAUACUGGGGAACCAUAACACAGCAGCUGAUGCUCUCUCUUGUUCUAACCGCAACAGCACAUUCAGGGUUUGCAGCCAUUUUUGGCGACGAAUUGUUCAGAGAGAAUUGGCGUAUAGAAACAACUCUGCCAUCAUUUAACAGUACUUCUGCCCUGUUCUAAAUAUACCCAAUAGUGGCAGCAGUUCUAGUGUGGGGCCACCAGUGGAAAGGAAAGACCAUAAAAUGCUUUAACAAAGGCAGGUUCUCUUCCCUGACAAGAGUCUAGUUAGGAGGCUCACAUGGUUAGCAGCAGCACAACAUUUCCACCUGAUCCACAUACCGGGCAAGCACAACACAGCAGCCGAUGCCCUUUCUCGUUGCAAUCUACAGGUUUUCUUUCAAGAACAUCCGAAAGCCCAAACAGAUUACCCCUAUUCGAGGAAUAUUUUAUAAUGAUUCCUAUGCAAAAUCUCCACAUAUGAGACGAGGCUCUAUAUUGAGGGUGAAGAGGAACUGAUUUUAAUGGUGCCACACUUGGCCUUAUAUGACAAUCCCCAUGCAAUGGGUACGCCCACAAGGACCUGAUGGUAGACUGAUUUACAACGUCACAGACCAAUAACAAUAAGGUUACAAGGUACGACACUCCCACACACAGCACACAUCCCCUCCCCUCUGCCUGGGAGAUAAUUAAGAUACUGCAUUAACUAGACAUGUGCAAUUCAUUCCGGUCUAAAUAAAAAUUCGGCCGAAUUUCAGAUAAAAUUUGGACAUUCGGGUGCUUCUGAAUUGCCGAAGUGCCGAAAUUACCGAAUUUCCGAAGUGUAGUAGUGCCAAAGUUCCGAGGUGUCAAAGUGCCGAAGUACAGUAUUGCCUAAGUACUAGUACACUUACCCAGUGAAAGAAGGAGAAUGUUACACUGUAUACAAUUUUAAAUAAAAAGUAUACAAACAUAGCCAGGAUUCAGCUGCAACACUUACAACAAUCAAGUAACACACAUUCAUAUAAAAUGUAAGUUACUUAGCCAGUCAGUGUAAUGACAGGAAUGAAUAAGUAACUCCCUAAUUCCCACAGUAUUAGGGAGUUAUCUACUAAAAGGCUGAAAUACCUGAAUUGGUCUUUCAGACAAAUUUACUAAUACUAAGUAAAGAUUACUUAGUAUUAGUAAAUUAUGCCCCUACUCGCUAUAUCGCGAGUAGGGGCUUGUCUAUUAAACAGUGAGCAGCCUGUGGCUGUUCACUGUUAAAAAAAAAAAAAAAGUUCCACCCCCAUAGCAGUGGGUGGGGGCCCUAAACUAGAAUAAGGCGGGGGGGGCUAAUGUCCUCCCCCCUGGCCCCCACCCCUGAGCGAUGGGUAGGGGCCCUAAGUACAAAUUGGGGGGGACCUAAUGUCCUCCCUCUGGCCCCCUCCCCUAAACAAGAAUAAGGGGGCUGACCUAUUGUCCCCCCCCUGAGCGGUGGGUGGGGCCAGGGGGGAGGACAAUAGGUCCCCCCCCCAAUUUGUAUUUAGGGCCCCUACCCAUCGCUCAGGGGUGGGGGCCAGGGGGGAGGACAUUAGCCCCCCCCGCCUUAUUCUAGUUUAGGGCCCCUACCCACUGCUGUAAUUUUUACUUAUUAGUAAAUUUGGCUGAAAGACCAAUUCAGGUCUUUGAGCCUUUUGUUAGAUAACUCCCUAAUACCGUGGGAAUUAGGGAGUUAUCUACCAAGCCGCUGCAAGAGAAGUCCCGAAAUGCCGAAGUUCCGAAGUGCUGAAUUGCCGAAGUCCCGGAUUUCGGAAUGCCGAACCAAGCCGAAUAUUUUCCCCAUGCACAUGCCUAGUAUUAACACAAUUAUCUCCAGGCAGAAAAAAAAACACAUUUUUAUAAAAACCCCAAAGUACCCCCAAAACACAUAUCCCGAUAAAUGUUACAUCCCCUGAUAUCCAAAAAUCACCCAGAUCAGUUUAGGAAUUCUAUCAAAGUCACAUUUUGACCGACUGCACGCAUGGUCCCAUGCCCAAAACAGUUCCAGAGAAUCAGGCUGUGCGGACGGUCUAUUUCGGGAAUUCAAAAUAAAGUCCAAAAUACUGAACGUAGCCAUUCAUGAGUAAAGUGUAUGGCUCUCGUUCGUGAGUUUAUUCUUACCGAACGCCGUUCGAAUAGCUGAACAUCCGUGGAAGGUAAGUAGUUAGCGGUGUUUGUGCCGUCGAGUGUCCAAUUUGAGUUCCAUGCACUCAACGACCAAACACCGCUCAUUGUGUUCGCGGCUUAAGAUGGCCGCCGUCACGUGUUCGAAUGCUGCUUCGGGAGUUCGAAGUUUUACCAUAUAAGUCAUAAAAGGCACGAACAGUGGUUUUAACCAAGGUUUAUCACAGGGGCCAUAGUCACAGGCUAGGAGGAUGGCAAACAGGCCCCUCCAAAAGCCAGUGGCAAGGUUACUUUCACCACGCUCCAUUUUGUGUGGGAGUGUCCUGGACCUGAGAGCCAAUGUAAGUAAAGUGUGUACUUUUUCAUAGUCCCCUGUCAGGUCCAGUGGGGAAUGCCCCUGGAAUAUGUUAGAGUAAACCCCUUGCAGGGUUGCUAUACUCAUACUCCCUGGGAUUAUAAUCACUAGCUCUUAUAUGAGCUAUUCCUGCUAUACUCUCUGGAGUAGGAGUGGUUCACCCACUGGAAGCUAGAUCCUGGUGUUGGGUCCAGGGUGGGUGGAGGACGUUGCGGCCCCAAUCAAGCUGCGGCAGUUUGUGGGGUCUACGGUGCCGAUUGUGUCUAGUGGAGUGCUUGGAGUCUCCAGUGAGCACUAGGAGCAUCGAUUGGCGGAGGCACCCAGUCGGGUGCCAGCGGUCCGUCACACAUGGUAAUAAUCCCUACCCUGUGCCUGAGAGAUAAUUGAGUCAGGAACUGUACUAAACUCAAUUAUCACCUGGCACAGAAAAUAUACAUUUUAGCAAUCUCCCAAAAGUUCCCCAAAAACACAUGGAAACCCCACAAAAGUCACAUCCCUUGAUAGCCCCGAUCUGGGGGACCAACAUAUCCAAACAUCACCCAGAUCGGUUCAGGGGUUUGGAAUUUCCAUGGAGGUCAUAAUUUGACUGACAGCACACGAGGCUCCUGCCCAAAAGACUUCCAUGAAAUCAGGCUGUACAGGUCAAUGGAGAUGUUUGUGUGUAUGCUGGCCCGGUGUCCCUCGUUCGGGAGUGUGUUCCCACUGAAAUCCGCUCUUCUCACACGAACGCCACCGAACAUACUUGGAGAGGGAAGUCCCAGCGGUGUUCACGCCUUCGAGUGUCCGAUUUGGGUUUUAUACACUCGAUGGCCAAAUACCACUAUACGCGUUCGCGAGAACAAGAUGGCCGCCACCUCGUAUUCAUCCAUACGAACGGCGGCCACCCAGCUGACCAUUUAGAAUGUUGCAGUUAAAGGUUGUUGUGACGAGACCAAUCUCGCCACAUUGCAUUGGAGAAGCCUGGUUGCUCGCCUGUUGCCUUUGGAUUAUGGCACCAUGUUAAAAGGCUUGAUUUUCCCCUGCAAAGACACGAAAGCCGGGUAAUUUGGUGCUUGCCCUGUUUGAGCGGUGAUACCCCAGAUAGCUAUGCCAUGGAGCCCGUUCGUAUAAUGAAAGACUAUGGGAAAGACUGUGGCUCCAUGGCAAUUGAACUGUAUGUGUGUGCUCUGAGCACCAUUCAGUAAUAAUGUGCGCUCAGAUCUGAGCUAUCUGGGAAAAUGUUGAAUGUACCUGUUUUGUGCAAUGGCUGCACAGUUAUGUUUUUAUGUGUUUUUUAUUGUCUUUUGCUGCCAUGUGUUUAAUGGAGUUUUGCCCCUGUACUUGGAGAUAAUUGGAUUACUUCCCAAUUAUCUCCAGGAUAGAAAACUCUGUGGAACUGGUUUUGGGCAGAAAAGCCAUGCUUCCUUUGGUCACAAAGGACUACGAUCUAUUUUUUGAACCACUGGACCAAUUUGUAUGAUUUUGACGUAUGUUUGUAUUUGGAGUAUGCUGAAAAUGUAAGUUUUAUGUGAAUGUGAUGCAUACUUUUCAAGUUAUGAAUAAUGUGGAAAAAUUGUAUUUAUCUGCUUGUUAUAAUUACAUUACCCAUUGUGUAAGGUGAUUGAAUCACAGGCAGAGGAGAGGAUUUUGUGUGGGAGUGUCUGAGUGUAUUGUAUGUGUUUAUUGGUUGUGUUCCAAAACCCUGUGGGUGGUACUAAUGUGUGUGUAUAUAAGGACAAUAAACCCACAGCUCUGGCUGUUCACUGCUUGACCCUCAACACGGAGCUUUGUCUCGUUCUUGGGGGGAUUUAUUGUAUGCUGUUCCAGUUCGACUGCUAGGAGUGUAAACCUAUUCGUAUGGUUUUUCCUAUUUGGCUGUUUACAGCAUUCAUACGGUUUCCUGUUCGGCGGAUUGGUGUUCUGCAGUAGCUGUUCCUGUGUCUCUGGAAGGGAAGAUCUACUAAAUGGCGGUUUAACCCUUUUAUGCCUGGGGGUGCCGUUACACUUGUUAACGAGGUCAAUAGGGUUAACAACACACUCCACAUCCAGGUGGCCUCUAUGUUCGGUAGUCUGUUCAGCACAAGAACACAGCAAACAAAAUGCAUUCGGUAGAUCCCAUACACCUAACCAGACAAGUGAAAAGGCAAGAACUAAGCCUUUCCACAGUCCUGAACCAAGGUCUUACACCUGGACCAUAGUCCUGGGGCAAAAGGCUGGCUAGCAGGCCCCUCUAGAAGCCCGUGGCGAGGUUCUGUUCGCCACAGUGAGUGUCUCAAAUUAGAGAGUAUGUCUGUCAGUCAAAUCAGUGAGAUUGUGUGUCUGUCAGUGAGUGUGCUUCAAAUGAGUGAGAUUGUGUAUAAAUGAUAGGUGUCCCAGAAAACAUGGUGGAUCCUUAUAUAUAAAAGCAAUACACAUUAACCCUUUCAUUAACAGAGCUCUACUUUCACUCUAUUAUAGUUGGACCCUAACCCAUAUGACUUGUUAACCUCUGUCUUGCUGGAUUUCUUUUCUCGUCACAGGUUCAUCGUGGAACUGGAGACCCAAGCACCCCUGGAUUCCCAUCCUUCAAUCAUACCCAGUUCCCCAACUUCGAGUCCUCAGGGCUUCCAAAAAUUCUAGCUCAGCCCAUUAGUACGGCCACUGCACGGAAGCUACUUGGGUAUGUUAACCAUGGGAUAAUGACUAGCAGCCACGUGGCAUAGACUGGCCUGCAUACACUGGUGGCUAACAUCAGUGAGCACUAAUGAUGUGAUAGACAAUGAUUUACUAAGCUUCUGUGUGAUGGUGAGAUACUCUGCUGUAUCUGGCUGUGUGAUGGUGAGAUGCUCUGCUGUAUCUGGCUGUGUAAUGGUGAGAUACUCUGCUGUAUCUGGCUGUGUAAUGGUGAGAUGCUCUGCUGUAUCUGGCUGUGUAAUGGUGAGAUGCUCUGCUGUAUCUGGCUGUGUAAUGGUGAGAUGCUCUGCUGUAUCUGGCUGUGUAAUGGUGAGAUACUCUGCUGUAUCUGGCUGUGUAAUGGUGAGAUGCUCUGCUGUAUCUGGCUGUGUAAUGGUGAGAUGCUCUGCUGUAUCUGGCUGUGUAAUGGUGAGAUGCUCUGCUGUAUCUGGCUGCUCUGCUGUAUCUGGCUGUGUAAUGGUGAGAUGCUCUGCUGUAUCUGGCUGUGUAAUGGUGAGAUGCUCUGCUGUAUCUGGCUGUGUAAUGGUGAGAUGCUCUGCUGUAUCUGGCUGUGUAAUGGUGAGAUACUCUGCUGUAUCUGGCUGUGUAAUGGUGAGCUACUCUGCUGUAUCUGGCUGUGUAAUGGUGAGAGAAUAAAAGAAAUGUGUAAUAGUGUGUUCUCUCUCUAGUAUAUAAGCAAAAGGCAUAUUAAAAUAUACUGAAAUUCAAUUAUAUAAAGCCAUUAAAAAAAAACAAAAAACUUUGUUAGGAAGUAGUGACAACGAGGCCUGCCUUACAGUGUGUGUGUGUGUGUGUAGGGGGAGGAGGGGAGGGGGUACUCCUUGCACCAUAAUCACUGCAUUGUACUGUUAUGUUAUUUGGAGUGUUCCUUUAACAUGUAGUCUUUGCCACAGGGUUUCUAAGUGGUUUUCCUCCUUUUGGAAGGUCCUACUGGGGCGUACCAAUUAUGGUAACCCUGCUGUCUCCUUCUUGCAGUAAAAUCGCAGGUUUAAAGGCCCCCCAAGAUUGGAUCCAUCCAUCAUUCUCUGGAAAUGGUCUGGGGCCCAUCCUAGAAAACCCUCAGCACAGAGUGAGCCUUGAAGUGGGCAAUGUGCGGCAGAGUGUGGAGCUGCUUAACGUUUUUGGAAGUAUCACUGGGCGUAUUGAGCCGGGUAAGAGUGAACAAUAUCUCCCAAACUCAUAUUAUCCCCGAAAGUAAAGAACAGAUUGUGAUUAGCAUCCUCCUUCAUUCUUACAGAGCACUAUAUUGUGGUGGGAGCUCAGCGAGAUUCCUGGGGUCCAGGCGCUGCCAAGUCAGCAGUGGGUACUGCCAUCCUAAUUGAACUGGCACGGACAAUGGCAUAUAUGGUGCGGGGAGGUGAGUACUUUAGAUGCCAGUGAGAGCUGUGUGGGGGGUAAGUACAGGAAUAGCAGAGAGGGCUGCAGGGCAGGAUGGAGGUGCAGUGACAGAGCUGUGUGUGGGGUCAGUACAGGAAUAGCAGAGAGUGCUGCAGGGCAGGAUGGAGGGGCAGUGACAGAGCUGUGUGUGGGGUCAGUACAGGAAUAGCAGAGAGAGCUGCAGGGCAGGAUGGAGGUGCAGUGACAGAGCUGUGUGUGGGGUCAGUACAGGAAUAGCAGAGAGAGCUGCAGGGCAGGAUGGAGGUGUAGUGACAGAGCUGUGUGUGGGUCAGUACAGGAAUGGCAGAGGGCAGGAUGGAGGUGAAGUUACAGAGCUUUGAAGGCUGGACACAGCUGUGGUACGUGAGAGAGUGAUGUGUAAUUACUGUAUUUCAGGUUUCCAGCCUCAGAGAAGCGUCCUGUUUGUAAGCUGGGAUGCGGGAGAUUUUGGAAGUGUUGGCGCCACCGAAUGGUUAGAGGUAACACGGUCCCUUUGUCCCAUUAAUAUUACAGUAACACAGUGCACAGUAACAUAUUAAAUUGUAAUUGUAUCCCAUGACUGCCUUUGUUUCGUUCAGCUUUAAUUGUCACAAUAACAAUUUUAAAAAAACAGACCGUAAUGGAGCUCCCGUACAGCGACUGAGUACCCCCAGUCGCAGUAGCUUGACUAGGGUCUCCAAGGAGUUCUUCUAACUUACCAAGCUGCAGCUCCAAGGAGUUCUUCUAACUUACCAGGCUGCAGCUCCAAGGAGUUCUUCUAACUUCCAAUCAGAUUCUCUACCUUUUCUUUCCCAGGCAGGAAUCCACACCUUGGCCAUCACUUUACAAAGCACUUGUGGCUCUCAGGCAUAGAUUUCUUCUCCUGAGCUACAGGAACGAAGCAUCUAGGCAACAGGUGUGAAGACUGUUACUUGGAUUCCUGAACAGAUCAAAACAGGACACACAGUCCUAAAAGAACUGACACGCAAAGCUUUAGUUUUACACAGGACUAGCCCAUAGCUGCAUUACAUUAAACUUACUGUGACAGCCUCCAUAUAAUACAAAUAACCAAAUCAUAUGAGGUAACAUACAGGAUCUCAUAACAACACACUAACAUAUUUCUUAAGGGGUUGGGAAAACAAUAACUAAAAAGAAAUCUCUCCUACCUGCAGAAUCCAUAAUAUGCAAAUCUACCUGAAUAUGCAAAUUACUAAGUCUUGCUAUUCAGGUAGUGCACAUAACAGUUGCUACCAACAGGUGGCGUUGUUAAGGCUCCAAAGCCAAAUCCACCUAGUUGGUAGAAAGCAUCAAUAGGACAGGAGAGCACACAAAACAUUUAAUAAUAAACAACACAUUAUACACACCCUGAACCUAUAAUGGGAACAGGGUGACUAAAACAUAAGAAUAGUCCAUGGAUCUACAUACAGUGUCCAUCUCAUGCUCCUGGGUGAUGGGGACUACAAUCACACAGAUGUUGGUAAAUUUGUUCCCUACAUGGUGGAUCAAUGCUUAUUCGAGUUUAUUACUAACUCCGUAGUUAAAACUGUCAGUUCGAAAAGUCUGCUCUUCGGCUUAGCUCUGCUAGUUUUGUGGAAAUAGCAAGAUAAAACAUACCAGGAAAGGUUAAAGGAUCUUAACAUGUCUAGCUUGGAGGAAAGACGAGACAGGGGGGAUAUGAUAGAAACAUUUAAAUAUAUAAAGGGAAUCAACACAGUAAAGGAGGAGACUAUAUUUAAAAGAAGAAAAACUACCACAACAAGAGGACAUAGUCUUAAAUUAGAGGGACAAAAGGUUUAAAAAUAAUAUCAGGAAGUAUUACUUUACUGAGAGGGUAGUGGAUGCAUGAAAUAGCCUUCCAGCUGAAGUGGUAGAGGUUAACACAGUAAAGGAGUUUAAGCAUGCGUGGGAUAGGCAUAAGGCUAUCCUAACUAUAAGAUAAGGCCAGGGACUAAUGAAAGUUUUUAGAAAAUUGGGCAGACUAGAUGGGCCGAAUGGUUCUUAUCUGCCGUCACAUUCUAUGUUUUUAUGAGUCCUUAUUCAACUCACAUAAAUGAACAGAACUCUUGGAAAAAAAGAUUGAGACAAGAAAACAAUAUAUGAAGACAGAGGAAAAAGACUCCAAAUUAAUAUGCUGAGAAAAGGCAAGUCCGAGAGGGAGAUAAAUCUGUGCCGGACAGGAUGAGGAAAAUACAGAAAGGAAGUAAUGAGACCGUGGCGGACUGAGCACUCGGGCACUUCAGUCAUGGACUGAGGCUCUUGGGGGCCCGCCUGCCAGUAGUAUUGUAAUGGCUCAGCUGAGGAGCUCAACAAGCUGCCCAGCCAGCCUGAACUCAGUGAGGGUCCGCACGACCUUCUGUUAUUAAAGAAGUCCCCCCAUUGGUCGGCCAGUGCAGAGAGCUUGUAGCACACUGAGAGACAGCCCAGGGGCCUUAUCAAAGACCCUCCAGGCUGCCUUUCACUGUGCCUGUCUAGUGCAGCAUGUGGGCACCAGGAGCAGAGCCCCUGCCGUGAGACGAGCACAGCGCACAGCCUGACCCCACUGCAGUUCCAUGGCCGGCCAGAGAGGGAGCUCUUCGGGAAACUUGCAUGGCGAGGAUGAGGUGGUACUGCCUGCACCCAGGCUUAUAGGGGUGCAAACAAGCGUAUUCUGCCACCGGACCACCGGCAUAAGGUUUCCCCCCUCCAUGGACAAAGGUAAGGCUCAGGAAGGGGGAACACAUUAUUUAACUUUUUUUUUUUCACAGCUCUUAUCUUUCCACCCACUACAACCUUCAUCACCCCCUACUCCAUCACCCACUACACCCCUCCAUCACUCCUACACCAUUUAUCACCCCUACACUCCUGCAUCACCCCCUUCACCCCUUAUUCACCCCCUACAUCCCACAUCACCCCCUACACCCCUCCAUCACCCCUACACCAUUUAUCAAUCACCCAGUACACCCCUCCAUCACCCACUACACCCCUCCAUCACCCACUACACUAUUUAUCACACUCCUACAUCCACUCCCUUCACCCCUUAUUCACCCCUACACCCCGCAUCACCCACUACACUCCAUCACCCCCUACACUCCUCCAUCACCCCCACACCAUGUAUCAAUCACCCCCUACACCCCUCAAUCACCCCCUACACUCCUGCAUCACUUCCUACACUCCUGCAUCACCCCCUACACCAUAUAUCACCCCCUACACCCCUUCAUCACCCCCUACACAUUACAUUAAAACACCUACAGGGACUGGCUAUACACACCAGAACAACUACAUUAACCUGUAGUUGUUCUGGUGACUAUAGUGUCCCUUUAAGGUGGCUAGUAACCUUUAGCACAUGAUUUGUAAGUCAAGGCCCAAAAUUCAGAGACAUUGCCAUUUUUCACAAAUACUCCCUUAUACAUAUUGCCAUGCUACACACACACACACAUAAAUACUACACUAUGUAAAAGAAAAAACAAAAAAAGACAUGUAUUUAAACAUACUCUGAAUCCACGGAUCCUGAUACUACACACAAAAAUAUACAUAUAUUAACCAGGACUCACAGCAACUAUACACACAAAAGCAUACAUUCAAUUUACAUGUACAUAUAAUCAAAUACACAGCACAUCUACACCAUCAUGUAUACUAGCAUAUAUAUUGGUCUGCAAUGGGCCCAGGUCCUAAGUUUCCCGAGGGCCUGAGGCACUGUGAGUCCGUCCCUGGUGGCGGAAGAAGGUGUGGCGCAAACAGACUAGUGCUAAGCUAGAUCAGUAUUAGCAUGUAGGGUAAGGUGAAACUUGACCAGGAGACUCUGGGAGACGGAGGGAAAGAGGGGAAAUGCUCGUGAAAGUGGAGAUUUGUGGAAUCUGUUAGUAGAAGAUAAAUGAGUGUGUUAACCAGGAAAAGAAGAAACUGUGGGGAAACAUAAUGCAGUGUGUGAUGGAGAGAGUAGUUAGAACUGUCUAAGCAUCACACCCAACUCUGGGAGUGUGCCAGGACCCAGGUAAGCUAUUAAGCUGCUCACUCUGGGAGUGUGCCAGGACCCAAGGUAAGUUAUUAAGCUGCUCACUCUGGGAGUGUGCCAGGACCCAGGUAAGUUAUUAAGCUGCUCACUCUGGGAGUGUGCCAGGACCCAGGUAAGUUAUUAAGCUGCUCACUCUGGUUAUGUGCCAGGACACAGGUAAGUUAUUAAGCUGCUCACUCUGGGAAUGUGCCAGGACACAGGUAAGUUAUUAAGCUGCUCACUCUGGGAGUGUGCUAGGACCCAGGUAAGUUAUUAAGCUGCUCACUCUGGGAGUGUGCCAGGACCCAGGUAAGUUAUUAAGCUGCUCACUCUGGGAAUGUGCCAGGACACAGGUAAGUUAUUAAGCUGCUCACUCUGGGAGUGUGCCAGGACCCAGGUAAGUUAUUAAGCUGCUCACUCUGGGAAUGUGCCAGGACCCAGGUAAGUUAUUAAGCUGCUCACUCUGGGAGUGUGCCAGGACCCAGGUAAGUUAUUAAGCUGCUCACUCUGGGAGUGUGCCAGGACCCAGGUAAGUUAUUAAGCUGCUCACUCUGGGAGUGUGCCAGGACCCAGGUACUUUAUUAAGCUGCUCACUCUGGGAGUGUGCCAGGACCCAGGUACGUUAUUAAGCUGCUCACUCUGGGAGUGUGCCAGGACCCAGGUAAGUUAUUAAGCUGCUCACUCUGGGAAUGUGCCAGGACCCAGGUAAGUUAUUAAGCUGCUCAUUCUGGGAGUGUGCCAGGACCCAGGUAAGUUAUUAAGCUCUGGGAGUGUGCCAGGACCCAGGUAAGUUAGCUAAGGGAGUAUGUGGAGCAUAGCAAUCCCUUGUAGUGAUAUAGCAAUUCCCCCAAUAAGAGACAGGACUUUAGAUUGAGGGUGAAGAAGAACUGUCUGUACUAGCACAUACAGCCUCUUUUAAUCACAUUCUACAAACAUAGUACUGCCCACAGGGUUUUGAAGAACAACCAAUCAACACCUUACAACACAGCUAACACUCCCAUUCGUUACAUCAGCAAUCCUCCCCUCUGCCUGUGAUACUAUUAUCUCAACACAAUAGACUAACUUAAUUAUCACAGGCGGGAAAAUACAGUAUUAUAAAACAUAUCACAGGGACCCCAAAACAUGCAAUAAACCCAUAAAAAUAUCAUCGGAACCGGGGGGAUCUGGGUGAACCACAUAUCCAAAAUUCACCCAGAUCCGUUCAGUAGUUUGGAAGAUACAGUUUAAUGCAGAUUCCGCAGAACAUAUACAGGCUAUAUGAAAAAUAAUUACUGUAUAAUGUGUCCCCUGUUGUAUAGUUUAAAACUACUGAACGAUGUCUUUGUGCACCAAAUACCGGCGAGAUGGCACCGUGUAGAAAAGUCAAACAGUGUCUGUGAGUUAAAAUGGCCGCCAUCCAUUGUUCUCACCAUGUGCUUCAUCCAUUGUUCUCACCAUGUGCCUCUGAUACAUGAAAUGGUGGUCACCCAGUAACUCCACAGUAUGUCCCCAGAUGGUUCUUAAAGGGCCAGCAGCAGCAUAAUAAAAUCAAGUAUGCCCACAUCAGUUCCUAGAAGGGCAAUACAUCCCAGGGCCAUAGUCGCAGGGCAGGAGGCCCCUCCAAAAACCAGUGGCGAGGUUACUUUCGCCACACAAAGUAUUGUGGUAUUUAAUAUGCAGGGCACUGUAAAAUAUAGUAAGUAGGAUAUUUUGGGAUAUAAUAAUUAAUAUGCAGAGUAUUGUGGUAUUUAAUAUGCAGGGCACUGUAAAAUAUAGUAAGUAGGAUAUUUUGGGAUAUAAUAAUUAAUAUGCAGAGUAUUGUGGUAUUUAAUAUGCAGGGUACUGUAAGAUAUAAUAAGUAAGGUAUUGUGGGAUAUCAUUGUUAAUAUGCAGUUUAUUGUUGGAUAUAACAAGUAAGGUAUUGUGAAAUAUAAUAUGCAGGGUAUUGUGGGAUAUAAUAAGUAGGGUAUUGUGGGAUAUAAUAAGUAGGGUAUUGUGGGAUAUAAUAAGUAGGGUAUUGUGGGAUUUAAUAUGCAGGUUAUUGUGGGAUUUAAUAUGCAGGGUAUUGUGGGAUAUAAUAUGCAGGGUAUUGUGGGAUAUAAUAUGCAGAGUAUUGUGGGAUAUAAUAAGUAGGGUGUUGUGGGAUAUAAUAUGCAGGAUAUUGUGGGAUAUAAUAUGCAGGAUAUUGUGGGAUAUAAUAUGCAGGGUAUUGUGGGAUAUAAUAUGCAGGGUAUUGUGGGAUAUAAUAUGCAGGGUAUUGUGGGAUAUAAUAAGUAGGGUGUUGUGGGAUAUAAUAUGCAGAGUAUUGUGGGAUAUAAUAAGUAGGGUGUUGUGGGAUAUAAUAUGCAGGAUAUUGUGGGAUAUAAUAUGCAGGAUAUUGUGGGAUAUAAUAUGCAGGGUAUUGUGGGAUAUAAUAUGCAGGGUAUUGUGGGAUAUAAUAUGCAGGGUAUUGUGGGAUAUAAUAAGUAGGGUGUUGUGGGAUAUAAUAUGCAGGAUAUUGUGGGAUAUAAUGUGAUAAAAUAAGUAGGGUGUUGAUUUGAAGAGAAAUGUGAAUAUUUUAAAUAAAAUGCAUUUUCCUUGUUUUGUGCUUCUUACUAGGGCUUUUAGAUGGUUUUAUUUUCUUCUUUCACAAAAAUGUGGAAAUACUUUUUCAAACCGUUCUAUGUGUUUGUAUAUCUGACUGUCUGUCUGAUCUCUAUAUCUUUAAUUUAAUAUUUAUUCUGCACAUACCAUGUAUAUGAGCUCGUGACAGAGCCGUCAGUUCAGUUUCUUUAUUGUUUUGUUUCAGGGUUACCUUAGCAUGCUGCAUCUGAAGGCUGCGGCCUAUAUCUGCCUGGACACGCCUGUGUUGGGUAAUAAUGAAUAUUAUACUAGAGUAAAAUAUUUUACUACUCACUAACCUGUCUAAUACAAUUAACCAAUCCACUGCCCACUAACUAGGCUAGCACCUUAGCAACCAUUAGCCAGUCUAAUACAACUAACCAAUCCAACACACACUAACUAGACUAGAACCCACUAAUCAGUCCACGUCAACUAGUCAAUUUAAUGCACACUAACUAGGCUAGCACCCAUUAACCAGCUUACUACAACUUACCAAUCACUCGAACACUAACUAGGCUAGCACCCACUAACCAGACUACUACAAUUAACCAUUUUAACCAGUCCACUUCAACUAACCAAUCCAGUGCACACUAACUAGGCUAGCACAUUAACACAUAUUAACCAGCCUACUACAACUUACCAAUCACUAGAACAUUAACUAGGUUAGCACCCAUUAACCAGCUUACUACAACUUACCAAUCACUCGAACACUAACUAGGCUAGCACCCACUAACCAGACUACUACAAUUAACCAUUUUAACCAGUCCACUUCAACUAACCAAUCCAGUGCACACUAACUAGGCUAGCACAUUAAUACCUAUUAACCAGCCUACUACAACUUACCAAUCACUAGAACAUUAACUAGGUUAGCACCCAUUAACCAGAAUACUACAAUUAACCAAUUUAACCAGUCCACUUCAACUAACCAAUGUAAUGCACACUAACUAUGCUAGCACCUUAACCCCUAAUUAACCGGUCUUCUACAACUUACCAAUCACUAACACACCAACUAGACUAGCACCCACUAAUUAGUCCACUUCGUCUUGUCAAUCUUAUACCACCCUAGCUAAGCACACCAGUCCAACAAACUCAGCCCAGUCCAGAGACGUUAACUAUGGCUACAUAUUUCACAUUUAAUAAAAUGUUUCUAUUUCAGGAGAUGAAAAGUUUAGAGUUAAAUCCAGCCCCAUGUUCAAAAGUUUAAUGGAAUUUGUGAUAAAACAGGUGAGUGAAGAAAGAGGUAGCAACCUCUAUCUCUUAUCCACGAAUCGCUGUCAGGUUGGAUUAGAGAUUGCUUGACUGUUUUGUAAAAUAGCGGUAACAGGGUUUGAGUGUUUGGACUAGAAAUCAGAAAGAAUUGAAUGAAAUGAACUCAACAGUGUUAGCCUCCAGGUAAAUACACCCGGAAACCUCUCAGUGUUAGCCUCCAGGUAAAUAUACCCAGACACUCUCAGUGUUAGCCUCCAGGUAAAUAUACCCAGACACUCUCAGUGUUAGCCUCCAGGUAAAUACACCCGGAAACUCUCAGUGUUAGCCUCCAGGUAAAUACACCCGGAAACCUCUCAGUGUUAGCCUCCAGGUAAAUAUACCCAGACACUCUCAGUGUUAGCCUCCAGGUAAAUAUACCCAGACACUCUCAGUGUUAGCCUCCAGGUAAAUAUACCCAGACACUCUCAGUGUUAGCCUCCAGGUAAAUAUACCCAGACACUCUCAGUGUUAGCCUCCAGGUAAAUAUACCCAGACACUCUCAGUGUUAGCCUCCAGGUAAAUACACCCGGAAACCUCUCAGUGUUAGCUUCCAGGUAAAUAUACCCAGACACUCUCAGUGUUAGCCUCCAGGUAAAUACACCCAAACCUCUCAGUGUUAGCCUCCAGGUAAAUACAUGCUACCCAGACACUCUCAGGCAAGUACCCAGGUAAAUACACACCGAAAACUCUCAAAGAAGCUUCCAGGUAGAUAUAUACCCAGACACUCAGUGUUAGCCUCCAGGUAAACAGUACCCACUCUAGUGUGUUAGCCUCCAGGUAAAUUUAUACCCAGACACUCUGUUAGCCUCAGGUAAAUAUACCCAGACACUCUCAGUGUUAGCCUCCAGGUAAAUAUACCCAGACACUCUCAGUGUUAGCCUCCAGGUAAAUACACCCGGAAACCUCUCAGUGUUAGCUUCCAGGUAAAUAUACCCAGACACUCUCAGUGUUAGCCUCCAGGUAAAUAUACCCAGACACUCUCAGUGUUAGCCUCCAGGUAAAUAUACCCAGACACUCUCAGUGUUAGCCUCCAGGUAAAUACACCCGGAAACCUCUCAGUGUUAGCCUCCAGGUAAAUACACCCGGAAACCUCUCAGUGUUAGCCUCCAGGUAAAUAUACCCAGACACUCUCAGUGUUAGCUUCCAGGUAAAUAUACCCAGACACUCUCAGUGUUAGCCUCCAGGUAAAUAUAUCCAGACACUCUGUGUUAGCCUCCAGGUAAAUAUACCCAGACACUCUCAGUGUUAGCCUCCAGGUAAAUAUACCCAGACACUCUCAGUGUUAGCCUCCAGGUAAAUACACCCGGAAACCUCUCAGUGUUAGCCUCCAGGUAAAUAUACCCAGACACUCUCAGUGUUAGCCUCCAGGUAAAUACACCCGGAAACCUCUCAGUGUUAGCCUCCAGGUAAAUACACCCGGAAACCUCUCAGUGUUAGCCUCCAGGUAAAUAUACCCAGACACUCUCAGUGUUAGCUUCCAGGUAAAUACACCCGGAAACCUCUCAGUGUUAGCUUCCAGGUAAAUAUACCCAGACUCUCAGUGUUAGCUUCCAGGUAAAUAUACCCAGACACUCUCAGUGUUAGCCUCCAGGUAAAUAUACCCAGACACUCUCAGUGUUAGCUUCCAGGUAAAUACACCCGUCUCAGUGUUAGCCUCCAGGUAAAUAUACCCAGACACUCUCAGUGUUAGCCUCCAGGUAAAUAUACCCAGACACUCUCAGUGUUAGUGUAGCCGAGCUGCAAUAUUAAAUCCCAAUAUCUCCGCUGGUAGAAUAAAGUAAUCCAAGAGAAGCGCCGAAUGAAGGCAAUAUCCCAAAUCCCCCAGUAACUGGAUGAAACACAGUUCUGGGAGUCAAGUGAGGCUUUAUUAAAAAGUCACCAAAUUUAUACGGUUGUCCCUGCACAGGGUUUCCAGACUGGGACAGCAGGGGUUUUACUCAAGGGGACUGUGUGGGAAACUGACCAUGCAAGGUAGUUUCCCAGCAUCCCCUGCUGUACAGGGACAAUAAUGACAUCAUCAAGCACAGAUAAUUAUGUUAACCGUUGGUACAGUGAAAUCUAGUAUUUUACAUUAAAAUAUAUAUCUUCGGUCAUUUCCAACAUAUUUCCAUGAAUGACCCCUCAUUAGAUUGCAGGGAUCUGAAUGAACAAUCUCACGAAUUGCCGCUCAGAUCCCUGCAAAAAUAGGCGAACGACACACAGAAAACCAUUGUUCGUGAACCGGGUCUAGAAAGGUAAAAAACUCACGAACGGCUUUAAUUCACCGAAGGAGCGAGUUUCCCGAAUGCUAUGGAAGUCCAGUGGUGUUUGGAAAUCAAUUAGCCGAUUUGAGUUCCAGGCACUCGACGACCAAACACCGCUGAACUCUUAGCGAACAAAGAUGGCCGGGUAUGCACAUGCAUACUCCUGGAACCCAUCCAAUAGCCGAUCUACCAUCCUUUGAAAAAUAGCCGGAGCGUUUUUCAUCCCGAAUGGCAUGACUCGAAACUGGUACAGGCCAAACGGGGUGACAAACGCCGACUUGGGGAUGGCAUCCUCGGCUAAAGAAAUCUGCCAGUACCCCUUGCACAAGUCAAUCGUAGUGAGGUACUGGCCUUGUGCCAUCUUAUCUAGCAGCUCGUCUAUCCGGGGCAUCUGGUAGGCAUCAGACACUGUUUUGUCAUUUAGCCUCCAGUAGUCAACACAAAUGUGUCGUGCCAUCCUUCUUGGGUACUACGACUACCGGCGAUGCCCAGUGGCUAUCGGAAUGUUCAAUAACCCCUAGCUGCAACAUCUCUUCAAUCUCCUUCCGCAUAUGUUCCCUGACUGCUUCAGGGAUACGAUAUGGGGUCUGGCGCAUCAGUAGCUGUCCUGGGGUCUCUACCCGGUGAGUGGCCAGCGGAGUGUACCCUGGUAAAUUGGAGAAAGUGGCUCCCUUAGCCGCAAUUAACUCCUGUACCUGGGCACGCUCCUAAGGACUUAGCCGCUCCCCCAGCUGAACACCCGUGGAGUGCUCUGCCUGUUCUUCUCGCUCUAAUAGCGGAAGAUUCUCCUGAUCCUCAGUGGCUGAUGCGCAUAUAGCUGCCACGUGGAAAAGACUUUCAUUAGGGCUUCUGCUACCGUCUCUGCGUGAAUAUUAGAGAGGGCUACUGCCUCGGGGUACCUGGUGGCGUAAUCCACCACGGUCAAGAUGUACUUUUUGCCGGAUGGACUGGGUUUGGGUAGGGGUCCUACUAUGUCUACUGCCACCCUACUAAACGGCUCUACUAUAAUGGGUAGCAGGCAUAAUUUGGCCUUGUGCCGGUCACCUCUUUUGCCUACUCUCUGACAGAUAUCACACGUCUGAUAAUACUGCCUAACAUCUUUAGAUAUACCUGGCCAAAAGAAUGCAUGGGUCAGUCGGUAUCUAGUUCGGGUCAUACCUAGAUGCCCUGACAACAGAAUAUCAUGAGCAAUCCUAAGGAGUUCCUGUCGGUAUUUCUGAGGUACUACCAGCUGUUUAGUAGUAACAUUUACAUAUCCCCCCACCACCCUUUCAGCAAUACGGUAUAAUAACCCCUUUUCCCAGGCAUACCGCUCACCCUCUAAUCCUGCCUGAUCAGAGGUCACCCUAUCUUGAUAUACCUUCAAUGUAGGGUCUACCUUAACCUCUGUCCCAAAUUCAGUUGGGGUAUCCCAGGGAACAUGAGUUAUAGGGGGUGCAUUGUCUCUUACCUGAGCCUCAGAGUGAAUUAAUGAAGCCGUGGUGCGAGCCUGUUGCCUUGUGGUUACAGGAUGUGCCCCUUGGAGAUGUGCCCCUACGGUAUAAUAACCCCUUUUCCCAGGCAUACCGCUCACCCUCUAAUCCUGCCUGAUCAGAGGUCACCCUAUCUUGAUAUACCUUCAAUGUAGGGUCUACCUUAACCUCUGUCCCAAAUUCAGUUGGGGUAUCCCAGGGAACAUGAGUUAUAGGGGGUGCAUUGUCUCUUACCUGAGCCUCAGAGUGAAUUAAUGAAGCCGUGGUGCGAGCCUGUUGCCUUGUGGUUACAGGAUGUGCCCCUUGGAGAGGGGCUUGAGGUACAAUAGCAGAAGUCAUUCUGCCUAGGUCGUUCCCCAAUAAAACAUCUGCAGGCAGUUUUUGCAUCAGGCCCACCUCCACCAUACCGUUCCCCACACCCCAAUUCAAGUGUACUUUGGCCGUUGGCAAUCGGUACAUUGCUCCCCCUGCUACCCAGACUGCCACGGAUCCGCCUGUGUGCCGAGCCUGGAACCAGAUGAGGGGCUACUAGGGUCAGAGUGGCCCCCGAGUCUCGGAGUCCUUGCACUUCUUUCCUCUCCAAGGUUACCAUCUGGCGAUGAGGAUGCCGAUUGUCUGUAGCCUAUAUAGACAUCACGUCAUGUAGUACUCCCAGGGGCUCUUCCGUGUGCUUAAACAUUAGCUCCUGGGGUGCUGACUCUGCCUGGUAGUGAUAAGCGGCAGCUCGUGGCACUGGGUUUUGCCUUACUUGGCUCCAGGCUUGACAACUCCGGUUUUGGGUACACUCUCUCACCAUUGUUUGCAGGUAUGGCACUGAAUGUUGGACCGGCCAUUGUAUCGAGACGGUGGGGGUUGUCUCCCAGUCGCUGUCCGUAGGAAUGUUGUUGUGGGUACGGUGGUAGCAGCUGUAAGUGGCUGAGUGGUGGGUCGAGUAUACCCUCGGUUGGGGUUGCCAUGAUGCCUCCUAGGGUCAUAGUGCUGGUCUGCCAGCCAUGCAGCUUCUGUUAGGGUGAGGAGUUUUCUCUCACCCAUUCUUGUGCCUCUGGUGUCAGACAGUUGAAAAACUGCUCCAACAAUAGCAGCUGGCGUAACUCCUCCAUGGUGGUAGCUUGACUAGCUUGUAUCCACCCCCGGUAUGCCUCCGGGGUAAUGGCAUAUCUCUCCAAUAUGGCCUGUUUUACCUUGGCAUCAUUUUUGCUGUCCUCUCUGGGCAUGGCCCGGUAUGCUUCUGCUGCCCGACCAGAUAAUUUGUCUGCCAGUAAGGGUACCCGCACUGCCUGCCAAAGUAUGAUGCGGUAUCUUUGGUUUUACCUGGCUGGUGAUGGAAGCAGCAGUAGAUUCUGCUCUGGAGGGUAGAUUCUGCUCUGGAGUUUCUCUGAAACUGCUAUGUUUGCAGAAAAAAAGGGUUAAUCCUAUAUGGACUUGGCACCCAGACCACUUCAUUAAGCUGAAGUGGUCUGGGUGCCUAUAGCGGUCCUUUAAAGGUAGGCAGACAAUGUAAAAGAGAAGCAGAAAAUGCUAGCAGAAUGCUUGGUUGUAUAGGGAGAGGUAUUAGCAGUAGAAAGAGGGAAGUGCUCAUGCCAUUGUACAGAACACUGGUGAGACCUCACUUGGAGUAUUGUACACAGUACUCGAGACCGUAUCUCCAGAAGGAUAUUGAUACCUUAUAGAGGGUUCAGAGAAGGGCUACUAAACCGGUUCAUGGAUUGCAGGAUAAAACUUACAAGGAAAGGUUAAAGGAUCUUAACAUGUAUAGCUUGGAGGAAAGACGAGACAGGGGGGAUAUGAUAGAAACAUUUAAAUACAUAAAGGGAAUCAACACAGUAAAGGAGGAGACUAUAUUUAAAAGAAGAAAAACCACAACAAGAGGACAGUCUUAAAUUAGAGGGACAAAGGUUUAAAAAUAAUACCAGGAAGUAUUACUUUACUGAGAGGGUAGUGGAUGCAUGGAAUAGCCUUCCAGCUGAAUUGGUAGAGGUUAGCACAGUAAAGGAGUUUAAGCAUGCGUGGGAUAGGCAUAAGGCUAUCCAAGCUAUAAGGAUAAUAAAUACAAUGUUAAACAAAAAUCUGCAAACCAGUCAAGCCAUAAGACUUACAGACCCUAUCAGUGUUAGCUUCCAGGUAUAUAUACCCAGUCUAAUCCAACUAUGAAGCAGAUAGAAAUAUCCUAAUAUACAGAAUUAUGGGAUGGUAAACAUGCCUGGAAAUCACUGGAUUAACCCCAGACACUUAAGAGCGGCAUUUUGUUUUGUCUACCCCGUGACCCUUCCCCUUGAUGUCCUCUUCAUUAUUGUGGGAGGAAGUGAAGGCCCCUGGGAGCCAUCUUAUCAGGUGUGAAGGACACAUUAUUGCAAACUUUGAAUCUCAGUCCAGUAAAGGUUCAUUCUCCCACCGCUCACAGGUUGAUAACCCAAGACGAAGCCAACAAAGUAUCUUUGAUUACAUGAGUUCCCAAGACAAAGACUGGCAAAAACAAGGGUGAGUGAAAGCAGCUGGCAUCCUGCGAUUACAAGUACUCCCUAUAACCUCUCCUAGUACUCUCUAUAAUCCAUCCUAGUACUCACUAUAACCACUUCUAGUACUCACUGUAACUUCUCAUAGAACUUUGUAAAACCUCUCCAAGUACUCGGUAAAACCUCUCUUAAUACUCACUAUAACCUCUCCUAGUACUCUCUAAAAAAAACCUCCUGUACUUACUAUAAACUCUCCUAGUACGCUCUAAAAAAACCUCCUGUACUUACUAUAAACUCUCCCAAUACUCACUAUAACUUUUCCUAGUACUCACUAUAAUCUCUCCUAGUACUCACUAUAAUCUCUCCCAAUACUCGCUAUAACUUUUUCUAGUACUCACUUUAACCUCUCUUGGUACUCCCUAAAAACCUUAAUACUUCUCUAUCAGAAAAAUCAUGUGCACAAGGUCCAACAAUGCUUCUCUAUAAGAAGCAUUUGAUUGGACAGUUGAACAGAAAGGAAUGACAUGGUGCAAUCAGGAAGAAGGUGCUAAUGUGUUGCAGUUAUGAUAGCUGCUCUCUUGGUCACACCGUUACCAUUUGACCAAACAAUGCUCAGUUUCAUGAUAAAGAAGGCACAGGCUAAUUAAACGAACACUAUAGUCACCAAAACAACUUUUGCUUAAUGAAGCAGUUUUAGUGUAUAGAUCAUGCCCUUGCAGUCUCACUGCUCAAUUCUUUGCCAUUUAUAAGUUAAAUCACUUUAUUUAUACAGCUCUAGCCACACCUCCCUGCAUGUGACUUACACAGCCUUACGAAACACUUCCUGUAAGAGAUCUAGUGUUUAAACUUCUUUAUUGCACAGUGUCUUUAAUUAAGCAUUUCUAAUCUUCUGCUCUGUUAUUGGCCAGAGCAGGAGAUGAAAACUUCUAAAAUAAAAACUGAAUUACAUUUUUGUUUCAUGCAGACUGCGUGAGUCAUAGCCAAGGGAGGUGUGGCUAGGGCUGCAUAAACAGAAACAAAGUGAUUUAGCUCUUCAAUGGCAGAGAAUUGAACAGUGAGACUGUUUUAUACACCAAAACUGCUUCAUUAAGCUAAAGUUGUUAUGGUGCCUAUAGUAUCCCCUUCAUAUAAAUAAUACAGAUUACACUGCCGUCUAUUGUGUUUAUGUCUGGGUGCCAUUUAAUUUCUCUGUGGUCUUUGUCCACAGGAUGUUACCUCUCACAGUAGAUACAGGGGCGUUUGCCUUCACUGCGUUUGGGGGAGUCCCUGCUCUGGAGUUUUCAUUUGUAGAGGUGAGAGAUGAUGCAAAUUAAAAAAUAAGCAGAAUCAACCAGAGAGAUACCUAGGGUAACAGACAGUUCCCGGGAAGCAGAUACCCCAUGUCAUACCUAGGGUAACAGACAAUUCCCAGGGCACAAAUACCCCCAUGCCACACCCCAUGUCAUACCUAGGGUAACAGACAGUUCCAGGGGGGCAGAUUCUCCUAUACCAUACUAUACCCACAUGUCAUACUUGGGUAACAGGCAGUUCCCAGGGCACAGCUACCCCCAUGCCAUACCUGGGUAACAGACAGUUCCGGGAGGGCAGAUACCCUCAUACCAUACUAUACCCCCAUAUUAUACCUAGGGUAACACACAGUUCCUGGAAGGGCAGAUAUCCCCAUGCCACAC